This is a messenger RNA of Pelobates cultripes (western spadefoot toad), 46157 nucleotides long. The record is from the annotation of a GenBank genome assembly. NCBI's taxonomy places the organism in Eukaryota, Metazoa, Chordata, Amphibia, Anura, Pelobatidae.
AUCCAAUCACAGCAGUCAGGGGGAGGGAAUCUGAUCGAAUGAGAGACUCCCUCCAAACCCCUUGUGCUACCGGGAUCUGCGACUGAAUGAUUCCUGCCGAAAGAAAGUGAGUAAAAGCAGCUGGUGAUAGCAAAAGGGCGUCACAGCACGGCGAUGACGUCAUACAAUGGCUUUGAGGGUGACAACACACACACAUACGUGCAUUGCCUAAUAAAACAAGAAACCUUAUGGUGGGCAGCAAUGCAUCGAUAUUCCUAUUAAAAUUUAUUAAAUCGUAGUGCUGUCACUAGAACACCCUUUUAAUGAAGCAUGCCAAUAAAAGGUAGAUUUUUCACCGAUGGAGGAUAUAUUGCAGUUCAAAGUCCUGGAGCACUAGUUAUCCUGAAAGGGCUGGGCUAUCAGAGCAUGAUAAUAAUGUCAUGUUAUUGUUAUGGAUUUCCUUGGCUACACACUAAAUUGUGCAUCGUUAUAAUGUCAUACUCCCCAUGAGUCGCUAUUUCUUGCCUAAAUCCCUCUAAACCUCCUUUUUUUUUUUAGUUAUGUCUCUCUUGUAGGUGCUCAGCAUUUUGUAAUAUGUUGUAGGUGCUUCAGCAUUUUGAAAUGUUGAAAAGGUAUGUAAUGCUCUUCUCUUCAUAAUUAUGUGGUGCCUUUUUGACCACACUCUGUCAUAACAAUCUCAUCAAUAUUAGGUUUUAUGGAGCCAGGAGGUUGCUGACCCCUGCUUACCUUCAGUGGUUAAACUGUUCACAAAAGGUUUAACCCCAAAGUCUAUGCUACACCAUUCCCCUCUGCCCACCCACCAUCGUAACUCUUUCUGAAACACUUAAAGGGAUAUUUAUAGUGUAAGAAAUACAAACCUGUAUUCCUCAUACACUAUAGUUUCAUCUGGUCCCUCUCUCCCUUGUGCCAGCCCUGCCAAUAAAGGGUUAAAACCUGUUAUUUACUCUCCCGAUUUCAGCUCCCAUUUCCCUCGGCUCUUGGUCGGUGCCUUACUUCCUCUGACGUCACCUGACGGGGGGACUAAUGCGCAUGUGCUGCGAGCAUUGCGAGCGCACCAGGCACUCCCCAUUUCUAUGGGAAUUUAAGUGACCAUGGAGGUCCUCAUGCAGAGCAUGGGGAUGUGCAGCGUCAGGCGACCAAAAGUCGCCUAGCAAGUAGUAAGUGCCUCUUGUGACUUUCUGACAGCCACUAGAGGCAGCCUUAUUUUCUUAAAAACUGCAUUGUUUUACAUUGCAAGACUAUGUCGGACACUGCACCCAGACCACUUCAUGAGUGAAGUCUCUUUAAUAACAGAAGGCUCAGACAGGGGUGUGGCUGAUUGACUUAGAGCGGUGAUGCUCUAAGCCAUUAGUAGCUUUCCAUUCAUAAAAGUUGCUUGACAAAGGUGACUGGUGCUAUAUAAUGUUAAUGUACUUUUACUGUAGCGUAAUAUAUUCACCAUUCACCAAAUUGUAAGGAAUUUAAAUCUUAAUUGCCAGUUUUAAGCAAAACAAUUACUGAUUUGGGAAAAUUAUCCAGCUCACAUACAUAUGCAUAUUGGUUCUUUAUCCUAUAUUUUUCAAUAUUUAUCGUUGAAAGGAUUUUUCCUGCCCCCCCCCCAUAUGCUCGGCCCACGAUGUGAUAUCACAAACCAAUAUGCUCUGCCCAUAUCAUGACAUCACAUAUGUCCCACCCCUUUCUCAACAUUUAAAUUAAAAUAGUUAGAAUGGUGAAGAAUAACUACCAUUACUUAAGCCAUUGCUAAAGAAACAAGCUUGUGUAUUAGAUUGUUUGGUGGCUCGUGAAUUUCAUAACUUCAUGGUUUCUUACCCAAAUUCAGUUCUUUAGUGCAAAGAAAACUACUGAUUUGUAAAAAUGAUCUACAUCAGUUAUGCUUUCAUUUAAGCUACUUUGACCUUAAAUUUAGAGAAGUCCUGCGCUCACUGCCAUCACUACUGGGCCGUCAGCAAUGACUACAGUACACAUCAGCCCCAAUAUAUAGUAAAAACCAAAGAAAAGAAAAAGUUACCUGCACUCUCUUAAAUUUAGAAUUCACUUUAAAUUCUCAUUUUAGUGAAUAAACCUGUAGCUUUUGGUUCAAGACACCGACAAAUUGCAGAAAAGGCCACAAUGUAAAAUAAUGUGUGAAUUUAAAUUGUUUAAUACAUAAACAUUCUGAAAGUGCAAUACAACAUACAGUUGUUAAGAGAAAAAUACAUGCCACACAUUUUUUAUUAUAAUGACAAAAUUGCAUAUUAGUGCAACAAUAGAAAUGGUAUGGUCAUUCAAAGAACUCCAAACACAUAGCAAAAUAAAUAUAUAAAUGCAGCAUACAAUUUAAGUGCUAUACAACUUUGUAAACAGCUUCAACAACUUUGUAAAAAACCUAAAUAAAUAUUUUCUAGCACUUAUUCUCAAUCAAUCUCUCAGUCAAUCUCCUGUGCCGUCCGAUUGUCUAUUGAUAUCAUGGCAAGUCCCACAAGCUGUUCUUGGGAUAUUGAAGAACGCAGAUAAUUUUUUAUAAUUUUCAGCUUCACAAAGCUUCGCUCACCUGUGGCAACAGUGAUUGGUAAGGUCAACAUAUUUCGAAGUGCAAUUACCACAUUUGGAGCAAAUCCAUUCCUCACUGUGUAGGCCAAAAUAUUAACAGGUGUCAUUGUACGUUUUAUAACAGAAGCCAAGACAGCAAGUUCUUCACACAGUUGCCAGACUCCUUUGAUUUUGCAUCGUUUAAGACAUUCUGCAAUUCCAUGCAGAACUUCAGGAGUUCUUUAUGGACAUCUUUUAGCUUGUGGAUGUCAUACAAAAAUUGAAAAUGCGUGGAAUGAAAUUUCAGCUGUUCAUAUCUUUCAUGUACAGAUUUUCUUGUUGUGUCUAAUAUAGAGAUGUCGCGAACCGUCCGCGAACUUCUCGCGAACGGUUCGCCGCGGUUCAUCACGAGCUGUUCGCGGAGAACUCCGGUCAGCUGACACAUGCCGGCCAAUCUCCAGCAGACCCUCCCUCCCAGACCCUCCUACUUCCUGGACAGCAUCCUGGAUGCUGUCCAGGAAGUAGGAGGGUCUGGGAGGGAGGGUCUGCUGGAGAUUGGCCGGGAUGUGUCAGCUGACCGGAGUUCGCCGCGAACAGCUCGUGGCGAACCGUUCGCGAGAAGUUCGCGGACGGUUCGCGACAUCUCUAGUCUAAUAUUGUGAAGAAACAUUCCACUUUAAAUUUAUUUUUAGGAUCUAAGAUAGGAUCAUCUGGAACCUCAUACAAAAACAACCUUUUUUUCCCCUCUUCUUUUUUUCAAAUUUGACAAUUUUUAUUGUUUUGUCAUUCAUCAGAAACUUGAGGGUACAGAAAAAGAGAGAGGGGGAGGGUGGGGGGGGGAAGAGGUUGCAAGUAUAUUAAGGAUUUGUACAAGGUUUUUAUUACAAACAGUCUCUUGGGACACAGUUAGCAUUGCAUAUAUUACCAUUUAACAAUAUUUGACAAUUGGUAUUUGUACAUUCCAUAUCUGUGUAAUUGAAUGAGAGGGUUAGAACCUUUCCUAAUGCUUUGGUAGUAACAUUUGCUAUGUCUUCUCAGGGGAGGUAUGAUAUGUUCCGGGGGUUUUAUAGGGGUUGUUCAAGCUACAAGUUGGGUUUACCUUACUGACCUCUUUUGGUGUUUGGAGUGGUCGUACUCCUUAGUGUCAGUUUAUUCAACGUUCCCGUGUGAUGGGGUAGUAUUUGUUGGGGGUUCGGUCUUUGUGUGGGCCCGUGAUUUUGGUCGUUAGGUCGUCUCACGGCAGGCGGUUCUUUUUUCCCUCUUCUGAGGCACUUGAAGGAGGAACACUGGGGCGAUUUCUAUUUCCACUGCUAGCUCUCCUGCUUCUUUAAGUAAAUCCUCAAAACCAUCAUCUGUCUAAUAAGAUUGAAAGAAUUUCUUGAUUGAUUCCAAAAGUUCCAUCUGGCAAGUACAUUGACUGGCUUCGAAGAACUUUGCUGACAGAAUUAAUUUGACUUAAUGUUAAACCAAAGAAUGAUAAAACACAAGAAUUUAAACUUGUUUAACUCUUUUGCCAAGGAUGAAGCCUUAAUUCUUACAAGAGCAGCAAAAUUCACAUCACCUCCGAUUUCAAUUAAGGUGUCAUACACUUCUCCAACAUGGAACCUAAAUGGCCGAAUAGCAUCAAUUCUGCUUGACCAUCUAGUAUUGGAUAGCGGCUUAACUGUCAGCUUACUCACAUUUUUUUAGAACAUCCCAUCGAUUUGUUGAACCUGAUAAAAAAAAAAAUAUAUAUAUAUUUUCUGAAGAAUGUCAAAAAAUUUACUGGCAUCCCUACAGCACAUAGCAGCAUCAUUUACUACAAGAUUUAAGGAAUGAGCACUGCAGGGGACAUAGAAAGCACGUGAGUUCAGGUCCAUGAUUCUUUUUUGUACUCCUGAGUGCUUGCCCUUCAUGUUGGAGCCAUUGUAAUAUCCUUGAUCUCUCAUAUCAGUGAGAGGUAUCUUCAGCAUUUCAAGCUCAUUCAAAAUUGCCUCUCUUUAUCCUUCUCCAGAUGAGUGAAGGAAACCAUGGAAUCUUUCCUCAAUGUGUAUUUCAGGAUUUGCAGUUGGUGAGUCUCCUUGCUUAACAGAUACAAACCUGAAAAUCAUAGUUAUCUGUUCAACAAGAGUGAUGUCAGGGGUGCAGUCAAGUAUAAUGGUAUAAUACAUGGCAUCCUUAAGCAACCACAGAAUGCAUCUCCGUAUUUCUUUUGAAAUUAAACCAAUUAGGUCAUUUUGAAUGUCUUUUCCUAAAUAAUGCUGAUGAAUUUCUGAAUUCUGUAUCUUUUUCAAGUGGCUUUGCAUCACACUAUCAAAUGUUGCCAUCAUUUCUACAAGUUUCAAGUAAUUUCCAUUGUUUUCAGAGUACAGCGUGUCACUGCUGCCCUUGAAGGCCAAGCACUGCUUCCCAAGGUAUUGAACAAUGGCUACAAGCCGCUGAAGAACAUUCUGCCACUGCUGCGUUUCAGUUGCCAAUAAUCUUUGGUAUGAAUGGUCAAUAGUACUUUCUGACCCAAGCCUUGUUAACAGUUCUGUCCAGUCUCCCGUAGAAGUGAGGUGAGAUGGAGGCACUUCAUGUUUAGCCAGACACGGGGACACAUUUUUCCAAUCAUUGUAGCUUCCCGUUGUCAGGCUCAUUUUCGUAGUUGUAAAGCGUUUACAACAAAAGCAAAAUAUUUUGUCCAGUCUAGGAGAAUAACUAAGCCACUUUCUAACAUGCACUUCAUCAUUUCCAUCUCUUGGAUGCAUCUUUAGGAAAUGCAAAGUGCUUUUUUGGCUUUGCUGGACAUUUCAUAAUGAUGGUUUCUUUUAGUGAGCUAGUAAGCGUAUCAGGCCAGUCAGCUGGAUCAAAGAAGUCUACCAGCGUGCUUUUUCCAUGUUCAUCUUCUGAUGAUGCUGAUUUCUGUGAACUCUCUUCUUCGGUGUUUGUAUCACUUUCUAUACCCAAAUAAUUUUCGCCCACAGUUGAAGUAGAAGGGUGUGGUUCGACCUCUACAGCUUCACGAUUCUCUUUAGUUUUUGCACUCGUUUACAGGAAAGCAGCACCAGACAAUAUCUUUCGUGCUGGUGGUGCAUACAUUUUGUUCAAUUAUCAAAAUAACUAUUGUAAAAUAAAUGUACAUCAAAAAUUAUUAAUAUUCAAUUAAUACUCUCUUUGAUGAUCACCAAACCACAAUAAUACCUGAAAAUCAUUUAGAAACAUACAUAUGUGCAUGUGCGUGUGUGUGAAAGAGGCAAAAAUAUAUGUGUAUGUAAGAUUAUGGCUUAGUUUUGAAUGUAUGAGAGCAGUUGAUGUAAACAUGAAGAAUUAAAAAUGGAGAGGGCAAGUGAGAGCUAGCACCCCCCAUGCACAGACACACAAUCCUACACCAUCACAACAUAAUUACACAAUUACACACAGUCACAAACAUUCACCUACGGUCAUACAUGGUCGGUCACAUUACAAAGUUACAUACAAAGUAAUUCAUUCAAUCUUCUAUCUGGGUCCAUGCAACAAAAUGUAAUGAGUUACUCUGUGUACCCCCCUCCUUCUUGUCACACAGGGGGAACUAUUCCUAUCGCCCCCUGUUGGCACACCACUGAAGUGACAAUGUUUCAGCCUCAAAAUACAGAUUAGGGAACAGCGCACAAAAUCCAGUUUUAAUUUUUAUGAAGCUACUUAAAAUCACCUAUACUAGCAAAAAAAAAUAAUUGGGGUUCAGUUACACCAUAUGGCGAUAUUGUGUUAAGUCCAUCACUAUGUCACAGUACCCCAAUAUCCGUGGGUCCUACACUAAUUUUAACAUGGGAGAUUAACAUGCUUGCUCCAGUACUUACUGUCUAAACUGCUUCCAGGACCCACUGAUAUUUGCGUACUGUGAUCAAUCAGCAUCUCAUAAAAAAGAUGCAGUGAGUCAAUGCAUCUCUAUGGGGAGCGUUCAGCAUUUCCAUGCAGAUUGUGGUGACACUGAAUUUGUUCUUUUGAUCUUUGCAGGGCCUCCUCCAGAAGCCUGUGGGACAGCCACUAAACACUGACUUUCACAUAAAAGCCAGUAUUCACACUGUAUUAAUAUAGGUUAUAUUAAUACAGCGCAAUGAAGUGGUCUGGGUGCCAGGUCCCUCUAGUUUUAACACUGCAGCUGAAAACAUAGCAGUUUCAGAGAAACUGCUCUGUUUUACUGAGGGUUAAUUCAGCCUCUAGUGGUUGUCUCACUAACUCGCUGGAGAAAGGUAAGUGGCUGAAGGGGCCCUGAGUGUGGGGGGGGACCUAAUGAGCCUAUAGAGCCAGGAAAACAGGUUUGUUUUCCUGGCACUAUAGUGCUCCUUUAAGCUGUAGUGGUUCGUGCCUAUAUUGUCUCUUCAAGGUAAAAAUAGCCAAUCUGGCAAUUGGUUGAAAUUAGGUGUUUUCCCCCAUUUGGCUAUUGUGACGUUCACUUUGAUUCCCAAAAAAUCACACUUUUAUAAAUUAACCUGAUAAAAACAUAGUUCAAAUUGUAUGUUUUAUUAAAGAGACUUUUUUUUAUGAACCAUUACAACUACAUAGCAUAGUGGUCUGACACCGCCCCCCAUGUAAGUAGUCAAACCGUAUUAGAGUGGUUUGACUUCUUACCUUACCUGGCCCCAGUGGUGUAUUUAGGAUUUGUGCUGCCCUAGGCAGGACGGUGCUCGGGCAUUCUUCCCCCCCAAUUAAAAUUUUCCCCACCCCUUCCUGUCAAGGCCGCACUUUGGCUGACAGACGCUCACUCAUUGACAGACACACACACUCUCAUAUACACUGACAAACAAUGACAUACACACUCACUGAUUUGACACACUGAUAGACAGACACACACUUAUUUGGACACACACUGACGGACUCACACUCAAUGACGGACGCACACUCUAACUGACGGAUGCACACUCGCACUGACAGACGCACGCACUCACUGACCGACACAUUCACUUACAGACACACACACAUUCACUUAGACACACACACUUACAGACACACACACACACACACUCACCAUUGGAGUGCGCAGCCUAUUGCAUUAAGGUGUGCACCCUAAAGCACAAACACACACCGAAUGUAUGUAUGUGUGUGUGUGUGUGUAUUUAUUUAUAUAUAUAUAUAUAUAUAUAUAUAUAUAUAUACACUGUUGUUUGUGUGUGUGUGUGUGUGUGUGUGCUGUUAGUGCGCUGUGUGAGGGUGCUGUUAGUGUGUUGUGUGUGAGGGUGCGGUUUGUGUGUGAGGGUGCUGUGUGUGAAGGUGCUGUGUGUGUGUGUGGGUACCGUUUGUGUGCUGUAUGAAGGUGCUGUUUGUGUCGUGUAUUUGUGAGGGUGCUGUUUGUGUCGUGUAUUUGUGAGGGUGCUGUUUGUGUCGUGUAUUUGUGAGGGUGCUGUUUGUAGGUGCUGUGUGUGUGUGGGUGCUGUAUGUUUGGAGGGAUUGUGAAGGUGGGGGCAGAUUAGUAAAUAUACCCCCUCCCUUCUUACCUUAUGUAGGGAGGGGAGAUCCUUGCUGCCAUGUGCCAUCCCUGGUGGUCCAGUGGAGAGUGAACUCUAGCCUGCGGGGCUAGAGUUCACUCUCGCGACAUCUGAGCGUUGCCGUGGCAAUGCUCAGAUCUUGCGAGAGGAACCUGGUGGAGCUUCUUUCUAGGACCCGGGUCCUCUCCUGCCUCCCUCCCUGCUGCUAUGGGCCGGUGAGGUAGGUCUUUGAUCUCCCCGCCGGCCCAUUGAGGCUUAGAGCAGAGCCGCCCUUUAGAUAGUGCCGGCUCUGCAUGAGCCGACAGGGGAGAUCCAGAGAUCACCCAGUUUGCCAUGUAUGACAAACAGAAGGUUUCAAUUGUUUUAUACUCUACUUUUGGAUACUUACAGACUCCAGGACCCUUCAUAACUUCACUGUUGUACUCUUGUGCAUGCACAAGAGUAUAGCACUGAUGUGACUCCUUGCCAGAAUCUGAAGAAGAACAAUUGAAACAUUCUAUGUUUCUAUCAGAGUAUAGGAUAUUUUAUACCCUUCUAACCUCAACAUCUGAGGAAAGGGAUUUAGGAGUAAUUAUUUCAGAUGACUUAAAGGUAGAUAGACAAGGUACUAGAGCAGCUGGAAAUGCUAGCAGAAUGGUUAUAUAGGGAGAGGUAUUAACAGUAGAAAGAGAGAAGUGCUCAUGCCAUUGUACAGAACACUGGUGAGACCUUACUUGGAGUAUUGUAUUGUGGGGAUAUUUAUGGGAUGAUAAUAGUAAACAGUGAGAAUUGCCCACUAAUUCAAUUCUCAGAUCCCAAAGAUCGUUAUCGUGUUAAGUGGAAUGUAUUUCAUAUAAAUAAUAUCACAAUGUUAUAAAAAUAGAUUUAUUUUAUAAUAACAAUUAAUUAAUUAAUUAAUAAUAAUAAUAAUAAUAAUAAUAUGUAACAUGCGUGACAAUAAUCAAUGAAUAUCCAGUAUAAAAUGGUAUGCAAUACAAUGGAAUGGGUAUACACGUUUCAAUGGCUAAACAGCAUUUUCUGUCAAGACUUAUACGAUUUAUGACUAUCUUUCACAGGGAGAAAGUAAAAGUUUCACGCAGAGAACAGAAUUCCUCAGAGUGCAGCGUAAGGUCGUAAAGUUUAGCUGACAGUUAAAAUAACCCUUUCAAUGCUGGCUAGAUCUCCUAGGUAAUUAAGAUCUAUUCUUAUGUAAUUUUAAAUAAAAUAACAUUUAAACCAGUUCAUUAGUCAUUUCCUGGAACCAUCCAAUAAGAGAAUCUACCAUAUUUUAUAAAAGCAGAAUUUAAUUUGUCUAAAAGAUAUCUUAUCUUAAUUUAGAGCAAAUCAAUACACCUGGAUAAAAACAGCGGUAUGCUAACAUGUGAUAUAUCACAUUAAUAUAUAAUUAUUCUUAAUUCCACCUGCAGAAUGGAAUGUUUAUAACUAUAUAUUCUUUAGUUAACUAAGAUUUCUUAAUAUGGAAAUCUGACUGUGAUUUAUCCAGUCAUAUAUCAUGCUAUUAGUAAAUUUUAAUUCAUUAAAUGAAACCAGUAUAAUUACCAGUUGAGUAGAUAUUUUAUCCGAUUGGUAGUCUCAGGAACUUGUUUGGAUGUCUCUCUGCAUGGAGGUGUGUAGGAAUUUCUGAGUGUCCUAGAGUGUCAUUGCUCCCCACUGCUCACUUCUUUGCUUUCUUUGCAUACCCUUGCAUUCAUCGUCUACCUUCUUCUUUCUCCUUCGCAUACCCCCUGUCUUCCCUUUGUCCUAACUUUUAAAGGGAAAAUUCACUAGUUGCUAAACCAAUAGCAAUACUGGGGGUGUGGUUAUCUUCCAGAUCGCAAUUUAGUUAUUUGGUCUAUAGAGGGCAGUCUUGUCCCAUUAAACAUACCUAUCCAGGAAAGAGUUAACUUUUCUUGGUGGCUAUUUUGACAUCAUUUUGCGUUAUCUUUACGUUUGCUAUAACUUAGAUUUGCUGUCAGAUCAAACAGUUUCUUUAAGUUUUGUCCAGACUAUGUGUCUGGCAAAUUCUGAGUUUUGACCCGUAACUUACAAUGGGACCUUAUACAUAUAGAAAGUAAAAUUUUAUUAUUUAAUCUCCUCUGUCACAAAUGUCUGGGUUUAGAAUUGAUCUAUUCCAUUAGCAUUUAGACAGUCUGUCCAACCCCCGUUCUCCUUAUCACUUGGUUUGUAUAUACCAUGCAUUCCUUUAGCUCUGGAAAAGUGGUUAGUUUUACAGAUAGAAAUCUUGUGCCUUUUGUUAACUUGGGAAUAACAAAAUGGAGUCUGGUCUGUUCAGAGUGACUCAAAAUAUACACUUUUAAUUUCUAUCAUAGCACAAGAUGUCUGCCGAUAUAAAUACCCUGACAGUACGCAGUACUGGAGACCGUAUCGCCCGAAGGAUAUUGAUACUUUGGAGAGAGUUCAGAGAAGGGCUACUAAACUCGUUCACCUUUGCAGAAUAAAACUUACCAGGAAAGGCUAGAGGAACUUAACAUGUAUGCCUCACCCUUCUGUCAGUCCCUACAUUGGCUUCCUAUAAAAUAUAGAGCUCAAUUUAAAAUUCUGGUUCUUGCUUUCAAAUCGCUACAUAAUGCUGCUCCCACCUAUCUAUACUCCCUUAUACACAAGUGGAACUCACUUCCCACCUCUGUUAGAUGCUCACCCAGUCUCCACUCCUUCAAAAAAUCGUUAAAAACCCACUUAUUCAUAAAAGCAUAUCAAUUAAACUGUUAAUAGCUCCCGCCUGAUUCCUCUUCUGCAACUGUCACUAGUCUAAUACUAUCCUUACCUUUUUGUGUCAUUUUACCCUACGCCCUCUAGCAUGUAAGCUCAUUGAGCAGGGCCAUCAACCCCUCUGUUCCUGUGUGUCCAACUUGUCUGGUUACAAAUACAUGUCUGUUCGUCCACCCAUUGUAAAGCGCUGCAGAAUUUGAUGGCGCUAUAUAAAUAACAUAAUAAUAAUGUAUAGCUUGGAGGAAAGACGAGACUUGGGGAUAUGAUAGAAACAUUUAAAUACAUAAAGGGAAUCAACACAGUAAAGGAGGAGACUAUAUUUAAAAUAAGAAAAACUACCACAACAAGAGGACAUAGUCUUAAGUUAGAGGGGCAAAGGUUUAAAAAUAAUAUCAGGAAGCAUUACUUUAGUGAGAGGGUAGUGGAUGCAUGGAAUAGCCUUUCAGCUGAAGUGGUAGAGGUUAACACAGUAAAGGAGUUUAGGCAUGCGUGGGAUAGGCAUAAGGCUAUCCUAGACUGAGGAUAAGGCCAGGGACUAAUUAAAGUAUUUUGAAAUAUUGGACAGACUAGAUGGGCCGAAUGGUUCUUAUCUGCCGCCACAUUCUAUGUAUCUACCCCCAAAAGCCACAGGUACACUUUAAAACAUCACCAGCUGAAUAUUUCAGCUCUUGAUAAAGUUACUACUUCAUUCACCAGCUUCUAGUGAACUUUUUGUGUAGAAAACAGUGAGAAUAGAACAUAAAACUCUUUCCACCAAAACCACUACAAAAAGCUGCAGUAUAAAAGAAAACAACAAAUCCACCCAUCAAAACAAACUGUAACUUUACACAUUACGCCUUACAUGACCUUUAAUAUAUGUAGUACUAUAAAUAAUUUCAUAGACCGUGGUUUAUAUACAAAAAGUGUCCGUUCUGGUGUUAACAUGGAAAAGGGGUGGAGUCAGUAGUGUAAUGUGCCUGCUGGUUUCACUAGUUCUUAUAGUAAUUGCCCCACAUUUCGUAAUUUAGACCAAAACACGUUUUAUUCGUAACCGUCUUUAUGUAUUUGUGUGUGGGGCAAUACAUAAGUGAAAUUCUUUUUAGAACGGUUUAAGAUUUUGUUACAAUAUUAUUUUCAAAAUACAUAACUUUUAGUAUAAGGAAAACACAAAAAUGGACAAGCGCUAAGGAAACAACUGACUAGACUUAGGCAGCAAACACUGGGGAUACCCUCAUACCCUAAAAAUAGACAGCAUAAAAUACUAAAAGAAACAGGUUGCCCCAAAAGGUGUGAAUAGAUAGAAUAAUAUAAUAAUAUAAAAAAGUCCAAAUAUUCACAGUCCAAAUAUCACAAUCCCAGCUGUUUCUGGGUUCUUGGGCAAUGUUUGUUCUUGGUUAAAGGACCACUAUUGCCAGGAAAACAUACUCGUUUUCCUGGCACUAUAGUGCCCUGAGGGUGCCCCCACCCUCAGGGACCCCCUCCCGCCCGGCUCUGGAAAGGAGUUAAAACUUACCUUUUUUCAGCGCUGGGCGGAGAGCUCUCCUUUCCGAUCCUCCUUCUCUCCUCCCCGUCGGCUGAAUGCGCACGCGCGGCAAGAGCUGUACGCACAUUCAGCCGGUCACAUAGGAAAGCAUUCAAAAUGCUUUCCUAUGGACGCUGGCGUGCUCUCACUGUGAAAAUCAAGUCAAUGAGACAGCCACUAGAGGAAAUAGGGGAAGGCUUAACCCAUUCACAAACAUAGCAGUUUCUCUGAAAAUGCUAUGUUUAUGAAAAAAUGGGUUAACCCUAGCUGGACCUGGCACCCAGACCACUUCAUUAAGCUGAAGUGGUCUGGGUGCCCAGAGUGGUCCUUUAAGGUACUUGUAAAUAUAUGUAGGGAGACACAUAAUGACAAAUAAUAGUGCAUACAGUUUUGGCAGAGAAAUAGGACUCACAACAGUAGUAUAUGAGCUAGCACUCACAUGUUAUGGAGCUUAAACUAGCUCUAAGUAAAUUUGCUUGCAGUGGUACAAUCCCCACUCAUGGAUAUAACUUUUGAGGCGAAUAUCUCGAUGUGCAGGAAGUAUAUAAAAGGAGAAGAAUAUCUCUGCAUGGGUGGUGUAAUCCCCACCAGGGAUAUGAUGGUAAAUAGUUGUCCAGAUCUGAAGUUAAGCGUGCCAGGAACAAAUAAAAUAGUAAAAUUGCAUACAACGUGUAAUAAAUGGAUAAGCAACCUUUUAGUAGUACAAUGCCAAAACAGGAUCUUGAAGUCCCUUGGUGUGCUGGUCCUAUUUUUUUUAUUUAUUUUUUAAAUUGAGGUGUGUAUGGUGUAAAUACAAUAAAUCAAUAAACUGCAAUCUUUAAGUUUGGAUUCAAAUAUUGUUGAAUGGGUAAGGCAGUGGCUGAGUAACAGGCAACAGAGGGUUGUAGUUAAUGGAAUAUAUUCGAAGCUUGGACUUGUCACCAGUGGGGUACCUCAGGGAUCUGUACUUGGACCCAUUCUCUUUAAUAUUUUUAUUAGUGAUAUUGCAGAAGGUCUUGAUGGUAAGGUAUGUCUUUUUGCUGAUGAUACUAAGAUAUGUAACAGGGUUGAUGUUCCAGGAGGGAUAAGCCAAAUGGCAAAUGAUUUAGGUAAACUAGAAAAAUGGUCAGAAUUGUGGCAACUGACAUUUAAUGUGGAUAAGUGCAAGAUAAUGCAUCUUGGACGUAAAAACCCAAGGGCAGAGUACAGAAUAUUUGAUAGAGUCCUAACCUCAACAUAUGAGGAAAGGGAUUUAGGGGUGAUUAUUUCUGAUGACUUAAAGGUAGGCAGACAAUGUAAUAGAGCAGCAGGAAAUGCUAGCAGAAUGCUUGGUUGUAUAGGGAGAGGUAUUAGCAGUAGAAAGAGGGAAGUGUUCAUGCCAUUGUACAGAACACUGGUGAGACCUCACUUGGAGUAUUGUACACAGUACUGGAGACCGUAUCUUCAGAAGGAUAUUGAUACCUUAGAGAGGGUUCAGAGAAGGGCUACUAAACUGGUUCAUGGAUUGCGGGAUAAAACUUACCAGGAAAGGUUAAAGGAUCUUAACAUGUAUAGCUUGGAGGAAAGACGAGACAGGGGGGAUAUGAUAGAAACAUUUAAAUAUAUAAAGGGAAUCAACACAGUAAAGGAGGAGACUAUAUUUAAAAGAAGAAAAACUACCACAACAAGAGGACAUAGUCUUAAAUUAGAGGGACAAAGGUUUAAAAAUAAUAUCAGGAAGUAUUACUUUACUGAGAGGGUAGUGGAUGCAUGGAAUAGCCUUCCAGCUGAAGUGGUAGAGGUUAACACAGUAAAGGAGUUUAAGCAUGCAUGGGAUAGGCAUAAGGCUAUCCUAACUAUAAGAUAAGGCUAGGGACUAAUGAAAGUUUUUAGAAAAUUGGGCAGACUAGAUGGGCCGAAUGGUUCUUAUCUGCCGUCACAUUCUAUGUGCCAUAUUGCACUUUUGUUAUUUAUGGGUGUUGCAGUUACUUUGUAACAUUGUAUUUGUGUGUAUGUGGGCUGUUAUAAUGUAUGCGUUCAUGAGUAAUUUGUGGUAUUGCAGAUUAUACCUAUGAAUAUUGGCUGUGUAUGGGGGCGGCUUGUGAAAUUGUGUGCGCGUGUGGAUAAUAUGUCACAUAGUGUGUUUGGUGGUUUAUGAAUGUGUAGGGCUGUGUGUGGUAUUGCAUGUGAGAGGUUGGUUGUGUGUGUGUAUGUGGAUUGUCAGUGAUGUGUUUGUGGGGACUGUGUGUGUGGGUUAUUUUAUUAUGUGUACGAGAGGGAUGCUUAUUCUGCAGCUCUGUGAAUAUCUAGCAGUGUAGGUGGCUUCUCUGGGGUCCAGUGGGGACCGACUUGGUCAGGUCAAGUGCAGGAGCUGCGAUAGCUGCAGUGGGCUGCUUUACUCCAGUGCAGAUUGCCAUUCUCAAGUGCUGGGAGGAAGUGAUCUGCGAUAAUUACUUGAAGUGCUGUAAUACGUACAUUGAGCAUUGUCCCUCGCCACCUGCAAUCACUGCUCAGAUUGCAUUAGCAGAUAUCUGAAGUCCCACUAGGACUCCUGCUAGGCCACAUCCUGUUUGUCUCUAGCAGGUUGAGUGCUGUGCAAAGUCACCUCAAGUGCCAUGCAUGGCACACGUGCCAUAGGUUGCUGAUCUAUCACAACAAAGUGGAUUAAAACUAAAAAUACUUUAAUGUGUAAAAGAAGUAAAACAUAAAUGUUACAAUCUUACACAAUGCAUUUCACCAAUAAAGACUUGAUCUGGCACAAUGGGAUAUAUAGGGGUAAUGGCAAUUAAAAAUAGCUAUUUUUAAUUGCAUUUUGUGUCUCCCUACAUAUAUUUACAAGCACCUUAAAGGGACCUUAGUCACCCCGACCACUUCAGCUCAAACGUUUACAUUGCAGGGUUAAUCCAGCCUUUAGUGGCUGUCUUCCUGACAACCGCUAGAGGCGCUUCUGCGACGCUGGAUGCAAAAAUCGCAUUCAGCGUGCAGAAAGUCCAUAGUAAAGCAUUGAUAACGGUAAGUGGCUGAAGGGGUUUUAACUAGCGGGAGGGGGGACCCUGAGGGUGGGAGGGACCUAGGGGUUAUAUAGUGUCAGGAAAACAAGUUUGUUUUCCUGACACUAUAAUGAUCCUUUAACCAAGAACCAACAUUCACCAAAAAUCCAGAAACAGCUGGGAUUGCAAUAUUUGGACUGUGACUAUUUGGACUUUUUUAUAUUAUUCUAUCUGUUCACACCUUUUGGCGCAACCUGUUUUUUUUAUUUUAUUUUUUAUUUUAUAACUUUCAUUAUACUUAAUUUUGUUAUCUACUUAUCGCUAUCCAUUUGUAACCACCUCUUUUCUGUCAGCAAUUUUUUUUUGUCUUUUACUGUAAGAGUAACAGGAAACUUGGAGACAUAAGACAUAACACCUGUAUGUAUAGUAAUGAAAUGCCUAGUGAAUAUAAUUUGUGACAGACAUCACUUUGUAACGUGUUGUUAAUAAGUACGUUAUUGAAUUAUAGAGAUACUAUUUUGAUUAUUUUUUUAAUGUCUGCAAUAUUGUAUGUUGUGCAUGAUUUUGAAUUUACUCUCCCUGAAAUGAAUUCUUAUAGCCUGUUUGUCAAGACUGUAAAAAGCAGCAAGUAUUCUAGUAUGACUGAAUUAUCCAUUUUAACACCCCUGUGUUGUAAAGGUCAGUGAGAUCAGAGAUGGAUUUCUCUGUGUUGUGUAGUUGGAGGAGCGUGUGCGACAUCAAGCCUGUUUUUGGCAUGCAGCCAUUUUCUAGUUUAAAUUUGUCUGCCCUUGUUUGAAGAUCACAGGGAGACUUGAACACAGUCUGAUUUUAUAGUCCACAAAGCAAAAGUGUGAGACAGAUAAUCAUUAUAUCACAAAGUAGAUCUGCUACAUUGUAUCUUCAAUCUUGCUUCUGUAUGCAGCAUACUGUAUCUUUAGAGUGUGCUGUCACUGAAAACUUGAACCCGUUUGGCAGGUGUGAGUAAGUAUGAGAGGCGUUAUAUAUAGUUUUUUAUUUUUUUUUAAUUUUUUUUAUUAUUAUUAUUAUUUUUCUUUUUUACUUUGGCUAAUAGACUUUCUGAGCUUAGUUGAAAUGAAUAUAUAUAUGGGUGUGUAUUUGCAGUGCUGACUUCUAUUUUAAAACCGCUUUUUACAUAUAAUGCUUGCAUUGGUUUUGUAACCAUGUGUUCUUUUUUUACCCUAUUUAUGUAUACCAUUGUUUGCAAAAUUUGUGCUGUAUAUUGUUUUUAUUAUUAUUUUUAUUUAUUACUUUUUAUUACAAUUUCAGACCUGAAUAGAUAAUAAAGAACAAACACAUAGACAUAAAGAAAUAUAAAUACAAUUUAAUAUGAAAAACUGCAUGAAUGUAUAAAAAAAAAUUAAAAAGUGCAUGAGACUGGAUGUAGACUGUGUGAUCUCCUCAAGACUUAAAAAAUGUACUUGCCAUGGUACAUAGACAGAAAAAAAAACACAUGUAUGAAUUAUACUAGCGCAAACUGGAGAUGAUUAUAUUUUAUUUAAAAUCAGCAUAAAGUUUGGUUCCUUACCCACCUGUCCAUUCCAUGGAUAUGUGCUUUGCGGGAAAGAGCAAGGGGACCUUCCUACAUGCAAUUCUGCAUGGGCUGUCCUUGUUGUUAUUAUUCCUCUGAUGCUGAUGUGUGCUAGAGACAACAACAUACAACAUCUUUUACAGAGAAAGGGGGAGUGCCCCACUGGAAAAGAUAUGUUCUAGAACAAGGAAAAUAGUUACCAACAUUUUAAAUGUUAAGACACUGGGGAAUUGCUAACCAUUAAAAUUGUAAUGGACCUUUUUUUUUUUGUAAAUCUGUUUUAUUGAAAUAAGACAAGGGGAAAGUGAGGCACGCAGGCCUCUAUGCAAAUAAUGAUAAUGAAAUAUAACAUGUGACAGGAGCCAUUUGGGUACAAUUCUUAAACCGUACGUUUUUAGUUACAGUGAAUAAGGUAGUUUAAGUACAUAAACAGACUGUAUGUUGUGUGUCGAGGUAUGCUUAAGUAUCUAGGGAACACCUUUCCGUACCCUUCCUUCACGUGUACGGGGCGGGUAUGAGCUAUAGGUCAGCUUUGGUAAUUGGUAUUUGUCCCCUCUCGUAAUUGUUAUAAGUUACCCUCGGAACCUCCCAGUGUAAUGUCUCAGUCUGUGGUAGUCAGCGUUACCAUGAGUGUCUAUCGCUGCCUUAUUGGUAGUGAUGGGUAAUGUGUUGUUCUAGGGGGUCGGGUAUAAGGGGGUGGGUAGGGUAGGAGGGGAGAGGGGGGAGGGGGGGUAGGGAUGAGGGGGUUACCUCCCUCCCGCUUCGGCAUCUGCUGUGAGCGAGUAUCAUAAGUGUCAAUGAUGUGCUAUUUUGCUUGUUGUUGGGGGUUGAAAGCGCCGGUGUCUUCCAAGUUCGUUUCUCGUAGUCUGUGUGUAUUCCCUGCCUUUCAUGGGUAAUCUAGUGUUGAAGGAGUGUUCCCUCUGUGUGGGUGGGGAGUCGCGCCACGAUCCCUUAUGUUGUGCCCGUUAGUCGUUGCGUAAUGUGUUUGGGCGAUGUUUGCAUUGUCCCUGUCCUUUGUUAGAGCCGUCCGUCUUGCAGUGGGGCAUGUCCACUAGGCGCCAGUCGCUGUUUGAGGUGUUUGCGUGCGAUGUCUGUGGCUUUGAGUGAUGUGUCAGUGUGCGUGUAGUGAUGGCGUUCAUUAUGAUUGCCUGCCUUGACGUUCAGGCUAUCGUGUGUGUGAAGGUGUGCAGGGUGUAUUGAGUAUGCCGUUAUCAGGUGGUAGAUGUCUUUACAUGAGCUGUGUGUAUUUGGGGUGCGUCUCGCCUGGGGGUGAGCAGCGGAACGAGAUCCGGCCGCGAACGGUCGUGGCUCUUCUUCCCCCUCCACCGCCCCCCGGAGGCGCCGGAGUAAUCCGUCUACUGUUUGUUCGCUUACUGUCUGUUCGCUUGGUACACGAACCAUGGUCCCCAGAUCUCCGCGUGCCUGGUUGAGCGCCCCGUGAGGGAAGCUUGGAGUGCCUCUGCCGAUUGUAUGUCCCCUACCCUGUGGAGCCAUUCCGUGUGCGUCGGGGACUCGGUUUUUUUCCAGUAUGCGGGUAUAAGGGAUUUUGCCGCGUUCAGCAAGUGGCGUAGAAUAGACUUUUUGUAUCUGGAGAUGGAGCUUGAGGUCAUGUGUAGCAGGGCUAGUUCCAUCGACCAUUCCAUAUCUUCACCAAGUAUUGAUUUAGUUUCAGUGUGAAUUUGGGCCCAGUACGGUGUGAUGGCUCGGCAAUCCCACCACAGAUGUGUGAUAGUGCCUCUUUCCUCUUGGCAUCUCCAGCACAGAGGAGAAACUGUCGGGAAUAUCCGAUGUAGAGCCACCGGCGUCCUGUACCACAUGGAGAUCAGUUUAUAAUUGACUUCUUGGUAGUACGAGCUGGAGGAACUUUUAUGCUGCCAGAGGAGGGCUGUGUCCCAUUGUGUUGUUGAAAGCUGUUUGUGGCACUGAGUUUCCCAUCGUAGCUUGAAGGUGUUGUUGUCCCUGUUGCCUCCCACCAGAAGGUGUUGAUACAGUGUGGAUACUGCGUUACCCAGUCGAGAUCCUCUAUGACAGAGUGACUCGAACCAGGUUAGCUCUCUGUGCAGGAGUUCCUUAUGUGGGACUGAGUCAUAAAAAUGUACUAGUUGCAGAUAUCUCAUCGUUGUCAUGGGUGUCCGUGCUCUGUCUCCCAGUAGGGAAUCCAGGGAUCUCACCCGUCCCUCUCCCAGUACCUUCCGGAUCGGGAUAUAUUCACCCUCCUCUAUGAAUGUCCAUGCACCGGCCGGGAGGCCCCCUCCAAUUUUGGGAUUGUGCGUGAUCGGGGUCAGUGGGGUAGGCCUCGGGGAGACGAAUGACAGCCCCCGGAUCCGUUCCCAAAUUUUCAGAGUUUGGGUCACUGGGUUUCCGAUCUCAUCUCUCCCUCUGUAUCCCGGUGUCUCCUGCCACACUUCGGCUUUGAGCUUGGCCCCUGAGUCGCCUCUGUCAAGAGUCACCCACUGCUUUGGAUUAUCAGCGGCAUGCCAUUCCAGGAUGCGUUGCAUCGUGGCGGCUUGGUGAUAUUUCCGGAAAUCGGGGAGUGCCAAUCCUCCCUUGAGUCUGGGUAGGCAUAACGUUUCGUAUCGCAAUCGAGACCUCUCUCCCCGCCACACGUAACGUAUUAUUGCUGUCUUCAGGGUCGAGAAGAAGGAUCUAGGUAGUGCCAAUGGGAUGGUUUGGAACAGGUAAAGACUUCUUGGUAACACGUUCAUUUUGAGAACCGCUAUGCGCCCAUGCCACGUGACGUGUGGGUAUGCCCAUUUCUCCAGAUCUGAUGUUAUUGUCUGUAGCAAGUGGGCAAAGUUGUGUUGGUAUAUAUGCUGGGGAUUGUUGGCGAUCCACACUCCCAAGUAUUUCAUCCGUUCAUCACGCCAUUGGAAUGGAAAGCUAUUUUUCAGGUCAGUAUAUUGGUUCGAGGGGAAGGUCACAUUCAACGCCUCACAUUUUGAUAAGUUGAGUUUGAAUCCUGACAACGUACCAUAUUGUUUCAUGGUGGCGAGUAGGCAGGGUAUUGUAAUGCGGGGGUUAGUGAUGAAGAAUAGGAGGUCAUCAGCAUAAGCAGCUACCUUAUGUUCAGAGUCUCUCCACGUGUAGCCGCGGAUGUCAGGGUUUUGUCUUACCGCCUGCAAAAGGGGCUCCAAGGUCAUUGCGAAUAGGAGAGGGGACAGGGGGCAUCCCUGUCUCGUCCCAUUAUUUAUUUCAAAUCUGUCGGUUAGGGCACCAUUGACCCGAACCGCUGCUUGGGGCUUGUCAUAGACAGCUGAUAUCCACGACAUCAUUUUCUGCCCCAAUCCCAUAGCGGUCAGCGUGGCCAUCAUAUAUGACCAGUUGACCCGGUCAAAGGCCUUCUCAGCGUCCGUGGAGAGAAUGAGAAGGUGGUCCCCUGAUUUCCGUGCUCGGGCUUGGAUUGAGAACAGACGUAGGGUGCUGUCCCUCGCCUCCCUUCCUGGGAUGAACCCUGUCUGAUCUGCAUGAAUAAUGCUUGGCAGCACUCGUUGUAACCUAGUGGCCAGUACUUUAGUUAAAAGUUUCGUGUCGACGUUGAGUAAUGAGUUGUAAUGGACCUUUAACCCCUUCAGCUACUUACCUUAAUCCAGCGCCGGGCUCCCUUAGCACUGGUGACCUCUCCUCCCCCGCCGACGUCAGCUCCUCAAUGCUUUCCUAUGGACGUUCUGCACGUUGGAUGCGAAUUUCGCAUCCAGCGUCAGGGAAGCGGCUCUAGCGGCAGUCAGGAAGACAGCCACUAGAGGUUGGAUUAACCCUGCAAUGUAAACAUAGCAGUUUCUCUGAAACUGCUAUGUUUACAUCUGAAGGGUUAAAACCUGGGGGACCUGGCACCCAGACCACUUAAUUCAUCUGAAGUGGUCUGGGUGACUAUAGUGUCCCUUUAAAGAAUAGUCCAUAUAUUUUUUAUCAGCUUGCUCACGGUGCAAGGUAAAGAAGAAAGAAAGUGGCCAGGUUUAAUUGGAAGUAAAAGAGCACUCCAAGUAAAAUAACCACUACACCUUGUAGUGUUUGUUUCCCUGGCAUCAAGGAAUCUUCUCCUCGGCCACAUUGAUAAAGUGCUUGUGCAGUGUCAAUGUUAAUUUCAUCCAACUUGGAACACUUGAAUUAGUAGGAUCAUAGUGGGUUAGCUAAUUGGCAUUUAAAAGAAAGGAACAAAAUGCCUAAAACUGAGUGAGAAAAAAAAACCACCCAACAUAGCUAGUUGCACAAAUUUGGUUGGCAUCUAGGAGCCAGCUAAACAAGUUAGGAGCUAGUUUUUUUUUUUUUCAAACUAACAAAGUUUAAUUUUCAACAAGAAAAUGCAAUUCUUAAAGGGGCACUAAAGUUACCAUAACCACUACAGCAUGAUGUAGUGGUUCUGGUGUCUAUAGCCUGUCCCUGCAGACUUUUUAGUGCAAACACUGCCUUUUCAGUGAAAAAUCUGUGUUUACAUUGCUGCUUAGUAACACCUCUAGUGACAGUCGCUCAGAUCACUAGAGUGUCCUGGGUCACUGCUACACAGUGUGCAGCACCCACGUUCAGUGUCUCCAAGCUCUGUAUGAGUUUUCCUCGUAGAGAUUAAUUCAAUGCAGCUCUAUGAGAAGAUGCGGAUUGGCACAUUUGCUGCGCAUGUGCAUGAUUUGCUGCGCAUGUAUAAUAUCCUCCCAAUGCUUCACUAUGGGAAAGCAUGGCUUAGCUGAGAUCAUAAAGAUUGAUAAUCUCCGCAAUGGAGGCAGCACGGCAUGGAAAAAAAGAUGAGUAAAAACACCUUCCUCAUAUGAUCGGAGGGGGCAGGUACCUAAACACACACUCUCACAGGCUCACACACACACAGUCUGACAGGCUCACAUACACACACUCUGACAGGUUCACAUACACACUCUGACAGGCACACACACUCUUAAACUGACAUUUUUGUUUUAAUUGAAAUCCACUCAUCCUCCCUACCUUUCAGAGAGCUGAGUGGACCUUUCCCUGUGGUCCAGUGGGGCUGCUGUCUAAUCUUCCUGCAGUUUCUCUCUGCGCCCUCACUGUAGUGAUGCCGGGGCCGAGUGGCAUUGUUUUGGAUCAAAGAAAACUUUGAUUAUUUGUCUAUCUACACCUUCCAAAUUGUUUAAUUAAUGCGUGCACGCUUUCCCUAGAAGUAAUUCACACCGGAGACAAAGUUUCUGAUCAGUGAAAAACCCAGGAAUGCUUUAUUCCCCGGAGUGGGGGCUCCUUCUUAAAGCAAAAAUACGUCACAGUUUAAACAUACAGUAUACAUUCACCAAUUGGUUAACAGAGAAAGGGGGCUCUUGUUUAAACCUCCCUACAGAAUGUAGUGUCAUCAUUACAGACUUUUGGAUACACGAUGGGAGGGGGAGUGAGUGGUAUCUAUCAGUUCUAAACCAAUGAUCCUCCAUUUAGCUAUACGUGGCAUAUAGCUGUUUAACUGGCACAAAGGUAGUGGGGGAGGAGUUGGUAAAGGGAGCUGUUAACACAGGAAUUUUGUUUACACAAGGUUUGCUUGAUUUGAAGGGGGAUGCUUAUCAGGAUGAAGAAUUUACAUAGUAAACAGCAACUGAACACAUUGUAGGGGGCGAAGGGAAUAUUUACUCUAGCAGCCAGUUUUAACAUAGUGAACACAGAAUAAAUAGACAUUAGUAAAUAGCCAUUUUAUUUUAAUUCAUCUGUCCAUAACAGUCCCCCCUUAAAAUGGCAAUUUUUACUAAAACUACUAUCUCUCAUUCUAAUACUGUCCCUAUAGAAAAAUAACAAAAGGCUAUCUUGCACAUCUGUCUGAACAGGCCUCGAACACUUCACUGCGCGGGUAACCCCAUAGCAGCUUGUCCACUACUUCUCCCGCGGCAGACUUCUGCCCGUAGAGACAGACGCUAUCCCUAAAUGUCCUUAAGAGGAAGUAGCUGUUGAUUUAGUGCGGUGGGACUGUAAGGGUGUAUGUGGUGUAUCACGGUCGAUAUCGUCAAUCUCUUGGUGAAGGAAGGUCGGGGUGGUCUGGUCGAUUGCCUGAUCAACUGUCUUUUGUAGGCAUUUCUUAAGACAGGGUAACACACAACAAACAAGAAGAGCGAGGAUGAUUAUCGUUAUUAAAAUGGCAACACCUAUUUGGUCCAGAGCACCUUGCCAUUCAGACAUCCAUCCAAACCAUCUUUCCCAUGGAUCUGUGGCCCCAGAAUUUCGUUUCAGUUCAUUGGACAAACUCUUUAACUUUUCUAUUGCCAACGUUACCUUACCAUUAGGGCCUGUAUUAUCUGGAAUAUAGGUACAGCAUGUCAUGGUGUCUGGGAGUAUUUUACAUACUCUCCCUUUUUCUGCUAAAAUCAUUUCCAAGCUUAUUCUAUUCUGGAAGGUCAUCUGAGAGAUAGUUUGUAACCGCCCUAUCCCACCAUAUAUCCCAUAACAAGUAUAGUUCCCGGGCUAUAUAGUAAUGCCUUCGUCUGGGUUAAUAUUUUUAGUAAUGAUUGGGUAUUAAGUUUCCAUGACUCGCAUGCUGACCGCUUAGGUUUAAAUACAGUGUAGAGACUUAAAACGCAUACUUCAUAUCCGGAGGAAGGUUCAGGGAUACUGUACCUGGGUGAGGCCUCGCUCCUCUGCAGACAUAGCAGUUAGACUUGUUAUGUUUAGUAGCAUUGUAUUUCAUCCAUUCAAGUCACAAGUUAGUGUCAGAGAAACCUGUCUCUACAGCCCUCUUAUCCUCAAAUAUGGGAUGACUACCAUGUCUUUUAAAGUCCUAAUGUGUGGUUUGAGGGGAUUAACAGUCAUGUGCGUGGCACCUACCCAUUCAGCUGAGUCAUACAUGUCCUGUAAGAAAAAGGUCUCCUGUUUAUUGUAUAAACCUCUUCCCUUCCAAUUCAGAUUUUAUUAGCCGUAAUGCUUGGGAGAAUAGAUUCAAACUUAGUUUCUUACCUUAAAAUCAUUUGGUACCCCCCUUGACACCCCUAUGGCAUUAAUAUACAUAUAUAUAUAUAUAUGUGUGGGUAAAACCACCCUUUAUAGGGGUACUCCUUUUUGUCCUGAAGCAUGAAUGAGGUGUGUCAAGAGUACCUUGGGGAUUGUCAUGUGUUAUGUGUAUGGACAUAAUAACCUAGGCUAGGGCACAUUUACUUAUUCUUAGAAAUCUUGUCUCAUGCUACCCUAGUACUGGCAGAUUCAGAUCAUUUAAACAUUCAAUAUUAAUAUCACCACAAACUCAAGAUAAGCAGAUGAUCUUGAAGAAGCUUUGACUGUGCGUAUGGCACCUCAGACGUGAGGGCUGCAGGGUAAGGAGUAUGUUUGUUUCUCUUUAGUUUCACGAGGUCCCCUUUUGGGGUAUUCGGCUUUCCAUCGAUGGCAGGUGGUCAGGCAUUAUUAUGGCCAUCAAAACACCCACUUGUUGAUAUUUAUUUAUUUAUUUAUUUUCAACAAGUAUCUUUGUUCUCUAAGAAUGGAGUUUCAAAAAGGAUUGUCAAGAUCAACAAAUGCUACUUCACAUAAUGCAGAGGCAGGCUUGAUUCUGGAAUGAUGAAUCCACGGGGUGAUCUCUGUAACUUUCACAGUGCACUACUCAGCAUGUGGUCUUGGUUAUCACUUUGGUGGCUGGAUAGGCCUCUGGCCAUCCUGAAAACAUGUCUGCUAUAAUUAGUGCAUAGUUGAAUCAGCCAUUCUUUGGCAUUCUGGAUGUAGUCGACUUGACUCCUCUGGAAGAGAUAAUGAGGUUUGGCUAGAUGCUUUGGCUCCAUUCUUCCUGAGUUGCCCUUGGCACAAAUGGCACAAGAUUUACAGUAACUGUUGGUCAGAGAGGCAAUUCCUGAUACUUCAGAGUAUUUAUUGAUCAAAAGAGUUCAUGAGGGUUCUGGACAGAUGCUCCGUAGGCCCACUGGACCACUGCUGAGUAUAUGUUCUUGGGCAAGUAGAACUUGAGAUUGUUGAAGUACAGCCUGUCUUUAAGAGUUGCCCCUUUCUGUUUCCAGCUUGUGGUUUGUUUGGUUUUUCUUUCUUUCCAGGGUCAGUAGCUUGAGGUCUGUGGGUAGGAUCUUACAUGGUGAAUAUGGGAGUUUCUUCAGUAGACACUUUUCUGUCCACUUUCCUUAGUGCACUUACAACUUAUUGAACAACUUAGUCAGCCAGAGAGUUGCCACAUGCUUUCUCCGAGAUCAGUCUUCCUUCAGAGAUCUUGCAUGCUGUGAUGGGAGCCUAUAGCUCAACUUCUUGUGCAGACAUUGUUGAGGUGAGAUACCUGGUCCACUGUAGUGACAGCAAAUCCGGAACAGAUCAUAAGAAAAAUGCUAAUAAAAAAAAAAAUAAUAGUCAGUGUCUUAUCAUUUCCCCCCUUGGGAAGUGGCAGAAGAGUGGCCAGGUAAAUAGAGUAUCAUCCCUGCAGGGUGACAUAAUCCUGCACAGAAUUCAUCCAUCACAAGGAGAGGUGGGAUAUUGCAUGGAAAGUCUCAGGUAACCAGGGCACCAUUCGACACCAGAGCCUUAACCUGUUAGGGAAUAGUAAGAGCUUGGACAGGCUUUGGGGCCUGUAUAAUUCAGGUAAAGGUAUUGGGGGAACUAGCUAGGACCCUUGCCUCUUGGUCAGGUUUCACUGUGUGGAACAAAAUGAAUAAUAAGGUGAUAGGGGCCUGCAAGUGGGGGAAGGACAUCUGCACCUAGCAGAUUAAUUGGACAGGUGAAGGUAACCACAAAGCAAGGCUUAGUUAACAGGCUACUCCAAGGAGAGCCAUCUACACUUAUGCAGGAGACAACAAUGUUAGACAGGAAUGAGGAGUCAGGCAGGCCUUGCUUGGUACAAAUAGAUGUCAUGUGGCCUGCUAUACAAGGCUGCAUAUAGUUAUUGGGCAUGGGCCUUACUAUGUACUAAAACUUAAGUUAAAAGAAAAUUUGGGACAACCUGAAGUGAUGCUUCUCCACAGAUGCUAACUCAUCGUUGAUGACAUUGUUAAUACAGGUAGCCUGAUCAGCCAAUUUAUCUUAGGCUUAAACAAGUCACACCAUGUAGUGGAAUUGGUCAUUAGGAUUCGGGAAAUUCUACAGUAAAAGGGCAUAGUAAGGAUGUACGCGAUGUUACUUUAGGAGUAGGCGUAGCUGUGGAUAGGGGGAAAUCAGCCUUAUCCAUUCCCAUAUAUUAUUCCUUUUGUCUUCAGUAUAUCCAAACCAUGUGUAUGUCCAGGCGUUGCAAUAUACAGUAAUCCAUUAUCAGUCAUGAUAUUAAAAUCUCAUUCUCAUUAAUUAAAUCAAAGAUUUUAAAUCAACCUCAGAAGCAACAAAGAAUAAAUCUAUUGUUUUUUCUUCUGUAAAAUGAUUGGAGUUACUAUAUAAUUGCAUACACCCAACAUAACAUUGCAUGUUCCUCACUGCUACAUUAGUGUAUUUCAUUCUGCCAUAUUUGCAAACUUGAUGUACAUUUUUAUUUUAAUUAAUUAACCUAAUACUUUCUUAAAAUACAUAUAAAACAAUGAAAAAACAGUUCAGACUAACAUUUCAUUAAAACAAACUAACAUAGAACUCUAUUCUUGGCUGUUCUUAAUUCUGGAAUCAGCCUGUGUACCUCUGUUGGCAGACAUAUCCAUGCUCAUUCCCUAAACUGAUCAUAUCUCUUGAAGUUAUCUGAUUCUUAUAACUUUCUGUGUUACGCUGCAUUGUUUGUCUGUCUCCUAAUUUCGAUUUAGCUAAAAUUGCUUUUAUUUGUCUGAUUAUAAGUUUACAAGGAAAGGCUUUAAUUGAUUUAUCUCCACAUGUAUUUUCUCUGUCAAAAUUUUCAAUCAACAAAUUUAAUUUCUCAUUUGCUUUUGAUUUGAUAUCUCGGAUAAAAUAUCUGCAAGAUCUUAAAUAAUGUUGUUUAUUGCACCAAAAACAAAUAACUUUAGGAGUUAUAUUCUGCCCUAUAUUAUCAACUGCCCUAUAUUUAGUUGAAUAAAUUGGGAGGGGCUCAGCUGUCUGUAUCACUCUACACUCUGUCCUAGAAGAAGAAGAAGAAGAAGAAGAAGGAGGACUACGGGGCUGUAACAUCUGCACUUCUUUCUCUGCCUAAAGCCACAAGUCGUUUUAACCCCUUCAUUCUUGGUUUCCCUCCUUAAGUUAUCCAAGAACAAAGCUACUUCUGUCAAAGUGCUUUUUUCUCUAGCUACCACAAUUGCAGUUGGAUCUAGAUCUUGAAAUUUUUUCACAAAUUCAUUAAUUAACUGAUCUUCAGAAAAAUCAGCAACAAGUCUAUAUGCAUUUUCAAAUUUUACAAGAAAACUAAAUAUAUCCUCCCCCUUGUGUGGUUUUAGUUUUUCCAACAUUUCAGUGUCUGCAAAAUCAUUCCCUGUUGUUAAUUUUAUUAAUUGUGUUAAUCUGUCUCGCUUAUUUCCAUAUAUUAUUUCACCAUUGUCCUCAAAUUUUACAAUCGCGGUCAGCCUACAUGCCAUUUGAGUCGGCAGCCAUAUUUGAAAUAGUCUAUUCCUUUGUUCGUCAUUUAGGCUGUAUUUGUCUAAAUUAGACUCAAACAUUUCAGCAUUAGUGAAUGCAUCCACUGACGUGUCAUAAACUGGAAUACAUUUCACAAUUUUCAUUAAUUGUUCAUGGAUCUUCAAAUUAAGUUUUGCAGCUCUGUCUUGAAAUUUAUAUUUCUGCAAAUCACUCUGUGAGGAUACAUUUUCAGUAUCUAUUGGUUCUGGGAUUAGAUUCUGUGCCUUUAUUUUUCUUGUAUUAACACACACUAGUUUAACUUCAUUUCUAAGCUGGCAAAUAAGAUCAUUUCUUAGUUCAACUCUAUCCUCUAAUUCACAGACUGUUUCUGACAAUGUUCUCUCUGUUACAUUGUUACACUGUUCAUUUAAAUCUGAUUUGUCUUCUGUUAACCCAUUCAAAUCUAUUUCUUUUUCUGCUGAUUCUAAAUUUUCUUUACCUGUAUUUCGUUUACAAAUCAAUGCAUUGUAAGUACAGACUAGUUUCAUAACAUUUCUGAUCUUUUUUUUUUUUUUUUUCUUAUUAACAAACAAUUUCUUGUCAAUUUCACUAUUGGCAAUUUCACAUUGUGUGUAUAAAGAUUGCCACAAUACAGCAUCUGAAUAGCUGCUAUUAAAUGCAAACUGCAAUUUACUUUUCUCUGCAAUAUCAUUUAUAAAUUCCACAAUUCAUUUGUUCCAACAAAAUCUAACUUUCCUUAUUCCAACAUGCCAAUAACCUCUUGCUUAACAACAUAUACAAGAUUACACAAAGUUCCUAACUAGGUUAUUCGUCCAGCAAAUAUACCUUGUUUCCCUCACAUUCCUCACUGAGUUUACAAGCAUUUCACCCAUUCACCCCACCCCCCUGUAGCCAAUACUCAUAGCAGUCAGAGCAAGAGAAAGCAACAAAGAAGGAGGGGGGAGGAGGGAGGAAGACUUGCAAGCACAAAGUUUUUUAACCAUGUGAUUGCCUAAGCACAGCUCUCCUUAGGACAAAAGAUAGAAUAGGAGAGUAACGAUACAAAUUGUAUAGAUUACAAUUAACAUAUAUGGUACCCAACAAGACAUACACAGACAAAAGCACAAAAUACAGAUGUAAUUAAAUCACAAAGUUCUUAAAAUAAAUGCCGGCUUACAAUAAAUCAAAUCACACACACAGAAACACUCAAGCACAUAAACCGCUCCUUUACCGAAGCUUAGCUAUUUAAACUCUUGACCGAGUCCCUCAAUAACUUCUCUACCGAAGUUUUAGUUAAAAUACAUUUUUUUAUUUUUUUAUUAUUAUUUUUUUUUUUUUUAUUAUUUUAUUUAUUUAUUUAUUUAUUUAUUUAUUUAUUUUUUAAACUCUUGACCGAGUCUCGCAAUAACUUCUUUACCGAAGCUUAGCUAAAAUAAAUAUAGAGCCAGGGGUUUUCCACCAAACCCGAACUUGGCUAAACCUGCAAGUGCUUAACCACACUUGGCAGCAUUAUAUAACAGUAUUAAGCAAGUAGUAAAACAGAUUCUCAAACAGACACUUUCACACAUAAAACUCACACUCAGGACUCAGGCUGUAGAUAGACAAGUGACAGGUUCUAUAUAAAAGGGGACAUUCGGGCAUAUAUAUAUUACCUGUCUGAAGACGUUAAACACCGGAAGCCGAAUGUGAAGGCACGGAGAACAAGAGAAAUCCAAAGAAAGGAAAAUAUAGGUAAGUAACUCAUUUACCAUAUGCAGAGGUGAUCAGGCUCCGUUUCCAAUCUCUGGGAAUCCUUUGCUCUCCUGUCUUGGGAUCUGACGGCUGCCUUAGUAACGUAUCCCUUUCAUGCCCGCAUUCUCCACCAAAUUGUUUUGGAUCAAAGAAAACUUUGAUUAUUUGUCUAUCUACACCUUCCAAAUUGAUUUAAUUAAUGCGUGCACGCUUUCCCUAGAAGUAAUUCACACCGGAGACAAAGUUUCUGAUCAGUGAAAAACCCAGGAAUGCUUUAUUCCCCGGAGUGGGGGCUCCUUCUUAAAGCAAAAAUACGUCACAGUUUAAACAUACAGUAUACAUUCACCAAUUGGUUAACAGAGAAAGGGGGCUCUUGUUUAAACCUCCCUACAGAAUGUAGUGUCAUCAUUACAGACUUUUGGAUACACGAUGGGAGGGGGAGUGAGUGGUAUCUAUCAGUUCUAAACCAAUGAUCCUCCAUUUAGCUAUACGUGGCAUAUAGCUGUUUAACUGGCACAAAGGUAGUGGGGGAGGAGUUGGUAAAGGGAGCUGUUAACACAGGAAUUUUGUUUACACAAGGUUUGCUUGAUUUGAAGGGGGAUGCUUAUCAGGAUGAAGAAUUUACAUAGUAAACAGCAACUGAACACAUUGUAGGGGGCGAAGGGAAUAUUUACUCUAGCAGCCAGUUUUAACAUAGUGAACACAGAAUAAAUAGACAUUAGUAAAUAGCCAUUUUAUUUUAAUUCAUCUGUCCAUAACAGCAUCAUAUUCCGACACCUGGCAUCACUAAACGUCCAGAAGAUUACUGCUCCCUCACGUGCCACCCCCUUGCUGCCUCGGCCUCCAUGCUCCCCAGGGCAGGCGGCUCCAAUAUUCCCCGCAGCAGCCACCUUCAAAUCUCCCUUGGCGGCAACCUUAGCUAAAAAGCUGACAAAUCCAAGGCGCCAGGGUGAAAUUUCUAGUUGCCGUGGCGACCUGACGCCUGGGAUUUGUCAAGCCAUGUUGUAAUCAACUCUAUUGUACCAAACGUCUGGGAGCAUGGAGUGCUUCUUAAAUGCAAUAUGCACCAAAUAUCUUCUGCAAAUAAAGCAUAUGUAUGUAGAAAUUGAGAGAAAGUAUUCUAAAUCUUGUAUAUUUUGUCAAAUUGUGCUUAUUCACUGCCAGUUUGAUUGUCAUGUGAAAAUUUCUAUGUCUAAUUCAUCUAUAAUCCAUCAACACCUAGGAAAGUGUCAUUAUACACACAUAUGAUAUAUAUAUAUUAAUAUAGAGGGAAAAGACUGUAGUCCAUCUGGUUCACCCUAUCACAUCUAUUUUAUUUCUGAUUAUAUUAAUCAUGUUAUUGUUAAAAAACAUCAAAUAAAUUAACUAUAUAAUGUAUUAAAACUCUACCCUGGAAUAUCCUGUUCAUGGCUAGGUGUGACACUACAUCGUUUCACACCAUUUGCUGAAAAUUCAGAGGCUAAGGAGAGGUAUAAAAAUUAGCUUUGUCUCUAACAAGAAAAUGUGUCUUUGCUACACUAGUAACCAAGGUAGUUUUUAAAGAUGUAGAAAACAGGCGAGGGAUCAGUAGUGGAAAGAAGACACUGAGGAGGGUGUAAGGUGGGGACACAAAACAGGGAGAGAUGGAGAGAGACACUAAAGUGAGAGGUGAAUUGGUGCUUUCAAAUACAUAGGAACACAUGGAAAUAUAGGAACCUAUGCAUGUGUUAAUAUGUAAAUUAUAUUAACAUGCUCAUCUUCUUCAUGCAUAAAAGGCCUGGAUGAAUAACUUGCUAUACUUUAUCAGUGUGACAUAUAUAUGUGUGGACAUUUAUAUAUAUGUGUGUGUGUGUAUUAGCUUUUAAGCCAAUAUAAUCCUUUUUGCUUUUAGACGUGGAUUAUUACCAUUGAAAAUGAGCUUCCUGACAUCGUGGGCGAUCAUUCCUCUUUUAUUAGGCAGCGUGGGGGUCUACAGUCUGUACAGGCUGCUUCAGCGGCUUCGCAGCAGAGCUUACAUCCAAGAUGCUGUUGUUGUAAUAACAGGGGCUACAUCUGGUCUUGGCAAAGGUAAACAUAACAAGAUUCAAUUAGUUAAUAUUUUGUUAAACUUUCAUCAUCACAUAGUAUUCUUCACAGUCAACUAUCUGAAUACAGGAUUUGUCUCUGAACUGGUCAAUUGUAGACCAAUUUCAAGCAAAUUGCAAACUGUAGACGAAGUCAAAGUGGAAAAAUUCUUGAAUUCUCUCUCCAGCAUGUCUAAAUUUUGCUUUUCUCAACUAAUCCACAACCGCAAAUAUAGUAAAUAUCCUAACAGGUUGACAAAUAAUACAGCCAUGAAUUUAUCAUCAUCAUCAUAUAUUUAUGAUAUAAAUUCAUAUAUACAUAAACUCAUAUGUAUAAAAAGUCUAUGGAUCCUUGCACUCAAGCUAUAACUCACGUAAAUGGCCGGGUGCAAUAUAGCCAGGGCUUCAAUAUCCAAACAUCAUGUAAAGAUUGCUGCACUCACGGUUCUUGUUAAAAUUUUUUUUUUAAAAAUCCAAAUUUUAUUCCAACAUCGUUAAAAAGAUCAACGUUUCAGUCCCUCGGAGGGACUUUCCUCAGGAUCACAAAAAAAAAUGUGAGUGCGGCCACCUUUACAUGAUUUAUUUAUAUAUAUAUUAAUUAAGAAAUAAUUUAAAAAGAUUAAAUGCACAUUGUAUAUAUUGUGAACGUUUCCCUGCAUAAUUACAUUACAAUUAGUUUGACAUAUAGAGUUGUGCUCAAAAGUUUGCAUACCCUGGCAGAAAUUGUGAAAUUUUGGCAUUCAUUUUGAAAAUAUUGACUGAUCAUGCAAAAAAGUGUAUUUUAUUGAAGGAUAGUGAUCUUAUGAAGCCAUUUAUUAUCACAUAGUUGUUUUGCUCCUUUUUAAAUCAUAAUGACAAAAUAAAACAUGCAAAUGGCCCUAAAAGUUUACAUAUCCUUGAAUGUUUGGUCUUGUUACAGACACACAAGGUGACAAACACAGGUUAAAAUGGCAAUCAAGUGUUAAUUUCCCACACCUGUGGCUUUUUGAAUUGCAAUUAGUGUCUGUGUAUAAAUAGUCAAUGAGUGUGUUAGCGCUCAUAUGGAUGCACUGAGCAGGCGAGAUACUGAGCCAUGGGGAGCAGAAAACUGUCAAAAGACCUGCGUAGCAAGGUAAUGGAACUUUAUAAAGAUGGAAAAGGAUAUAAAAAGAUAUCCAAAGUCUUGAAAAUGCCAGUCAGAUUGUUCAAUCACUUAUUAAGAAGUGGAAAAUUCAAGGAUCUCUCAAAACGAAGCCAAGGUCAAGUAAACAGAGAAAGAUUUCAGCCACAACUGCCAGAAGAAUUGCUCGGGAUACAAAGAAAAACCCACAUGUAACCUCAGGAGAAUACAGGCUGCUCUGGAAAAAUAUGGUGUGGUUGUUUCAAGGAGCACAAUAUGACGAUACUUGAACAAAAAUGAGCUGCAUGGUCGAGUUGCCAGAAAGGAGCCUUUACUGUGCCAAUGCCAUAAAAAGCCUGGUUACAAUAUGCCCGACAACACCUUAACACACUUCACAGCUUCUGGCACACUGUAAUUUGGAGUGACUAGACCAAAAUAGAGCUUUAUGGUCACAACCAUAAGCGCUAUGUUUGGAGUGGGGUCAACAAGACAUAUACUGAAAAGAAUAUUAUCCCCACUGUGGAGCUCACUGAUGUUUUGGGGGGGUGUGAGCUCUAAAGGCACAGGGAAUCUUGUGAGAAUUGAUGACAAUAUAAAUGCAGCAUGUUAUCAGAAAAUACUGGCAUUCUUCUGCACGAAGGCUGCACAUAGGACGCUCUUGGACUUUCCAGCAUGACAAUGACUCUAAGCACAAGGCCAAGUUGACCCUCCAGUGGUUACAGCAGAAAAAUGUGAAGGUUCUGGUGUGACCAUCACAGUCUCCUGACUUUAAUAUCAUCGAGCCAUUCUGGGGAGAUCUCAAACGUGCGGUUCAGGCAAGACGACCAAAGACUUUGCAUGACCUGGAGGCAUUUUGCCAAAACGAAUAGGCAGCUAUGCCACCUGCAAGAAUUAGGGGCCUCAUAGACAACUGUUACAAAAGACUGCACAAUGUCAUUGGUGCUGAAGGGGGCAAUACACAGUAGUAAGAACUAAGAGUAUGCAGACUUUUGAACAGGAGUAAUUUCAGGUUAUUCUUUGUUGACAUGUUUUGUUUUAUGCUUGUGCCAUUCUGUUGUAACCUACAGUUGAAUAUGAGUCCCAUAAGAAAUAAAAUAAAUGUGUUUUGCCUGCUCACUCAUGUUUUCUUUAAAAAUGGUACAUAUAUUACCAAUUCUCCAAUGGUAUGCAAACCUUUGGGCACAACUGUAUUAAUUAUUCAAAUAGAAAACUGUGAAGAAAUAAUCAUUUUUAUGGUACAGAAACAGUUAAUGCUGGGGCUAAUUCUAAAUAGUCAUGAAUUUGGGGUGAUAAGUGGUAAUGAGUGAUCAGUGCCGGUGAUUCACUUUUUUCAUUAAUAUUGUCUAUUUUCCUUAAGAAUGUGCCAAGGUAUUUUAUGCAGCUGGUUCACAGUUGGUAUUAUGUGGGCGCAAUGAAGAAAGUCUGGAAGAUGUGGUGAGAGAGCUUAAUCGGAUGCGCAAAGGUUCUGUUAAGGUUUGUUAGUUUUUUAAAUAUGUAAUUCCCUUGCUAGUUCUGCCUCUGAUUGCAGCAGUUGUCCCUAUCUGAGUGAAUAAAAUGAUGGGCGUACUAAAAGAGUACCCUAGUGAAUUUUUAUACAAAUGUUUAGUAAGUUUUAAAUUUGUCAGGCAAUAAAGAUGUGCAUGUGCCUUGACAUAGUGCAGUCAUAUUGUGGCCAGGUAUAUCCCUGACUCUCUUGUUCACUUGUUACCAUCUUUCUUUUGGAAUAUAUUGGACACAGACAUUUCUUCAUUUUAAGACAAUUUUCCAUCCCUGUACCAUUUCGCCUAUACACUUCACUUAGUAUAUGAUGGUAUUACACUAUACAUAUGGCAUAUACAGUUGUAUUCAAAAUUUAAAGGGUGUUAUACUAAGUUUUAAAGAUGCUUGCCAUGAAGGGUUGAAUAAUUUUUUUGAAUGCUUCCAAUGUUGUUUCUAGGAACAUUCAGUGCCAUUGCUAUCUUUUUGUAUCCUGUUCCUUGUUUGUGAAGAGCAAUGAUCACUUCUCUUAACUUAUUUUGCCAUAUCUCUAACAUGCAGUCAAACAUGACACUCAACAAACCCCUAGCCAGUUCAGGUAUUUCAAGUGAUCCAGCUCGAGCACCCCUGGUCCAACUAAUGAAGCCCUUGUUUAAUUGCAUCAGAUGUGCUUGAGACAAUACCUGUUUUGCAUAUUUGUACUGUUGUGAGAAAUUCUAUUCACAGGGUUAAAUAAUUUGAGACUGGAGAUAAGAUGCAUUUUCAGUUGAAUUUGGGGAAACCACUUGAAGCAUUCAUUGUAUUGAGCUAUUUCAUUUGCUUUUGUUUGAUUUGUUCAUUGCAGAGAGUGAUAAUAUUGACAAUAAACCUGAUUGUCAAUGGUGGUUGCAUAAUUUUGAUUAUAACUGUAUAUUACACUCCUACUUGUAUAUCCUAGAAGUUACCUUGUUAUUAUAAUAAUACCUCUACAAUGUCUCCAGCACUUGCACACCCUUUGUGUGGUUAGGUGUGGGUAAAAUUGUUGAUCUGUAUAUAUUGUAGCAGAUGAUUAAAUCUCUUCUCUGCUCAACAGACGCACAAGCCGCAUAAGGUAAUAUUUGACUUGUCUGAUGUGGAGGCUGUUUCCAGUGCAGCGAAAGAAAUCGUAAAACUUGUGGGAAAUGUGGAUAUCCUCAUUAACAAUGCAGGGAUAAGUUAUCGUGGUACUAUUUUGAACACUAAAGUCAGUGUGGACAGAAUGAUAAUGGAUAUCAAUUACUUUGGACCAGUGGCUUUAACAAAAGGUGAGUAAACACUGUCAUUUUGAUGCGAUCUUUCUGCCUUCACGUCAUUGUGUAUAUAUAUAUAUAUAUAACACAAAUAGAUGGCUUGGCACUCUCCUUACCAGGACUUUAUAUCCAACUGCCUGGGUGCAAUAAAAAUGCUUCCAAAUAGUAUACAGUAGAAAUCCAGGAUGCACACACAGGUCUUUCAAAAAAGUACAAUGUGAUUUAUUAGAAGUGAAUUGGCAUACAGCAAAAAAAUCAUUUAUUUUUUUAUUCUUUAUUUUUGCUGUGCAGAAAGAACAAACACCUACCAUGCCAAAACAGCAGGGGUAGGGACAUUAAUAACAUUUAGAUACAUAGGUAUGGCAUAAGAAAUAAGAGCACAUUUUUAAAAUUAGUACAGUAUAUUCAUCAAGCUAGUCCGUCAUGUCUGGAACAAGGAUAAAACAAAGUGUGUCAAAGUCAGAAAAUGGAAUAGACCUGAAGAGAGUGGUAUAGGUAUAUGACAAGGAGUUUAAUCAGGCUAGUUGUACAAGCUGUAUCCACUGAUAUCAUGCACAUCACAAUGUAAAAUAACGUAGAGUGUAACAAAAUGGCAUCUAGUAAACUGUAUGGGCGCAUUGCCCGGUCAGUAGGUUGUCAUGUUAUACACCAAGAAUGGAAGUGUGAAAUGAAACUUCAAGAAUAGAGCCCUUUUUAUAUUAAAUAAGAGAAGUCUGCAAACCACAAUUCUAUGAGAUUAGGCAGAAAGAGAGGGAGGAUAGCUGUAAAAAGAACUGUAAAAUAAAACUCUAAGUAAAAUCAGGAGAGAAAUACCAAAAGGUGGCCAGGUCUGACUGUUGCAAAUAUUUAAGUAGGCACAAGUACAGAGUAAAAUAACUUGGAUAUAUGAAGCAUUAUGGUCAGUGAGAUCAUGUUUGUGUCAGAAUGUGGGUAAAGUCAGUGGAUCCUUCUUCUGACUCCCAGGGAGGGAAUGUCCAAGUCUCUGCCACCCCAAGCUGCACCGAUGGAGCUCCAACACCAUUCCAAGAUGUUACCUUGAUCUUCGUCUGGGGCUUGCUUCCGUGGAUCAGUGGCUCUGUGUAACUGGACAGUGUGAUGUAGGACUCCAUGGCAGAUAGGCUGUGUCGAGCUUGAGUAAGCUUCUUGCCCCAUAGUUGGGGUGAGUUGUGUCGAGUAGGAAGGCUAAUGCCUGGAAGCAUAGACCUCCUCCACGGCUGCCUUUUGCGCUUUCUCCUGUGUAGUGCUACACUGGGGACACUCUGGUGACCAUGACCCAGAUAGUCAGAUUAGAGGUAAGUCCCUGUACAGGAGACUUCUCCCUAGGUGUUGCCGCGCCAAGAUGAGACUCCCUUUUCUCCCCUUGGUUUCCUUCUGUGGGUUGUAUUCGUGAGGCUGCUACACGCUCUUGCAAUACUGCCCAGAAUCUGUCAAAGAUUUCCUCCAGCCUUGUUAGGCAGCGCUCCACAUAGCUAUGCUGGAUUGUUCCGGUUUGUGACAGGUUGUGCCUAGGAAGAUGGGGCCUGUCCACCAUUUUGGUCAGCUGGGCUGCGGUGAGAGUAUCAGUGAUGACGGUGUACUGAAACCACAGCAAAUACAUGUAUCAGGCCAGUGGGGACCGGGAACACCCCCACCGGUCCAGAGGGGGGGAGGAGUACAGCGGGUCCACACUGGGAAUCGGAGAGCGGCCGCCUCACUCUUUCUGUUCCGAGUAGGCCCCAAUAGCAGAUCUCUAGCUUCUGGAGGAUUUUAGUCUCAAAUAGGGACUUAGGAUACUCAUCCAGGAUCCCCUCGUUCGAGUGGGGCUUGUAAGUGUGAGUAACAGCUUGUUGGCUGUUAUAAACCCAGAGUCAGGAGCUCGUGCAACACACGUCUGCUCCGUUUGCUGGCCAGACCCCGCCCCUUGACGUCUGUAUAUUUUUAUUAGUUGCAGUGUAUGCUGCAAUGUACAAAACCAAAACAGAUGCUGUUUUGGGGAAGAAUGCUAAAUAUAGAGCAUUCACCAUUGACAUCUGUAGAAUGUUUGUGAACAUUCAGGACUUUGAACCUGUUUUGCCUUUAUAAAUCUCAGUGUUGGAUUAUAAUUGACAUCUUUUCUAUUGGUUUAUAGCUCAGAGCUCUCCCAAAUCCAUAUGCACAUUCUAAUAACAAAAGAUUUUUAGUACCACUCCAAUAGCCAUUAAAGGGCAAGCUCACUUGCUCCGUCAAGCCACACCUCGAAGGUGAAUCCUACACUAAAAAUUCAUCUUGAACUCUUACUUACUUUUUAUUUCAGUUUUUAGGUAUUUUUGGACUCCUCUUAAUUCACAUCUUAAGAACCAACAAUAUUCUAUAAUAAAUAGUAUGUGCCAUUAUAGCAAACUAGUCCUUAAAGCCUAGCCAGAUGGCUGAAUGGAAUGUUGUACUUACCAUAGGCAUUGCAAGGUCAGGGCCGGCGCAACUGUUAGGCGAACUAGGCAUUCUCCUAGGGCGCCGGCCUGCUGGGGGCGCCCACCAGGAUAUUUCCUGGUGAGCUGCAUGCCCCUGUCUCGGGCCGCAGUGCUGGGCUGAGCUUCCCCCAGCGCCAGGCCGAUCCUCAUGGCGCCCGUAGGUGGUGGCACAGAGAGGAGUCCUGUCACGGGGGGGCCAGUAGGUGGCCAUCUGGCCACCUCAGGGUGCCCCCAGAGCUGUGCCAUGUAAGGCUAAGCAGGCACCUGCUUACCUUGAUGGCAGGUGCCUGCUCUGCCAACAAAUGCUGGUGACUCUCUCCGGAGGAGGGGGGGAAGGGGAAGCCAGGCGGCGAGGGAGGCUGUUCUUGCAGCUUCCCACUCCUCCCUUGCGCGCCCUCUUCGAUGCCGGGAGACGUAAUAUGACGUCAUUCCAGCACCGGCAUAACAGCUCGCUGGAGCAGUGAGGAGCUGCCCCACACUGGACACCAGAGAGGUGAGUGUUUGACUGUCAGUGAGUGUGUGUAUCAGUGAGUGUCUAUCAGUGAGUGUAUGAAUGCCAGUAAGUGUCUGCCUGUGUGUGUGUCAGUGAGUGUUUGACUGUCAGUGUGUGUGUAUGUCUGUCAGUGAAUGUAUGUCAGUGAGUGUGUGUGUGUGUGUGUCUGUCAGUGAGUGAAUGUAUUUAUGUAUGUCAGUGAGUGUCUGUGUGUGUCUGUCAGUGAAUGAGUGUAAGUCUGUCAGUGGGUAUCUGUGUGUGUAUGUAUGUUCGUGAGUGAGUGAGUGUAUGUCUGUCAGUGAGCAUGUGUCUGUCAGUGAGUGUGUGUGUCUGUGUGUUUGUCAGUGAGUGUGUGUCUGUCAGUGAGGGAGUGACAUGAGGGUGUGGCAAAAUUUAUAUUUGCCUACCGCAGCAGAAAUCCUUGCACUGGCCCUGUGCAAGGUCAUGUGGUGUCUGAGGGUAAAUCAAAAAGUUGCACUCCCCAUUAAAGCUCCUAAUCUACCCCCAAAUGAAAACUUUAGAAAAAGAAAGGAUCAGAUUGAGAGACAAAACAUUGCCUCUGGAACGGAAACGCUGGCACCCCGACCGCGUACCUUCCGCCGACGGAUGCUCCUAGUGCUUUUCCGAGGACUCCAAGCACUCUGCCUGACACUGCAGACCCCACGAACCGCUGCAGCUUGGUUGGGAUCUCGCCGUCUCCACCCACUCUGGACCCAGGACCAGGGUCCAGCUUCCAGCAGGUCGACCUCUCUCCGAAUUCCAGAGAGCAGGAACAGGAACAAGCUCUUAGCAGAGCUUAGUGAUUAUACCCUGGGGAGUAUAGUGAUUAUAGCAAUCCCCAGAGUGUAGUUUCUCCAAUCCCCCAAACAUGAGCCGAAACUUCAUGAAGGUACAAGAUGAUCUGACUCCAAUGAGCGUUUAUUACUCCUUAUAUACAAGUUUUCAGGUCAGAGGCACACCCCCUGGACCUGGUGGUAAACUGUGACAAAAGGGACACAAACCAAUGGGAACACUAAUUAACAUGAUAACACUCUCACAUACACAAUGAAAUCCCUCCUCUCCAUCCUGGAGAUAAUUGGCUUAAGGCACUGCAGUAAACUCAAUUAUCUCCAGGUACAGAAAAUAUCUACAUUUAACACUAACAGCAAAAUACGUAAAAGUACAUAAAAAUACAUAAUUCUUAUUUUAUUACACAGAACCCCCACAUUUAACCUAUCCCCAGAUAGCUCGGAUCUGAGCGCCCAAUCUAGGUGAACAGCGCUCAGAUCCCAUGAACAGAGUAGAUUUUCCAUGGGGUAAAGCAUAGCAAGGGCUGUUGAGAAACCAAGGAGGGACAAAAGCAGUCAGUUCCAACUGGUUUGGCAGUGUGCCUGGGACAACGCCCUGCUGGAGAACAAUAGACAGGAAACGGGGGAGGGGAAGAAACACACCUUCCCAUGGAUUCAAAUGGGAAGAAACUGUCUUUAGAAGCCAAUAAGCCCCAAAUAUUCUUUUUAAAUGGCAAUACACCCCAGGGCCAUAGUCAUGAGGAAGGAGGCUGGCAAUCAGGCUCCUCCAAAACCCGGGGGCAAAGGGCAGCUUGUCACCUAACAAUCCAGGGACAAAAGGCAUUUCGUCACAGCCUCUGUUCCUAUUAAAGUAUGCUUUUGGAUUUAACAUUAGUUAACCACUUUGUGCACCAUACAAACAUGCUGACACACAUGGCAUGACCAAUGCAAACAUACUGACACAUAUGCAAAGUGACCUAUACAAAUAUACUAACAUCCAGUGAUCCAUUCAAGCAUACUGACACACACACAGAGUGGCACAUACAAACGUACUGACACACACAGAGUGACCCAUACUAACAUACACACAUUGACCAUAACAAAUAUAUUACCACAUACACAGAAUGACUAAUACACACAUAUUAAAUACCAAUAGUAGAAAGAAAGUCCAGGCACUCCACUGCUCUUAAAGGCCCAUUUAUUGGAACAAGGUGAACACCACAACAUUUCGACCCACAAAUGGGUCUUUGUCAAGCAAUGGUGUGCCUGGACUUUCUUUCUACUAAUGGUAUUUGAACUAUACUAGACUUGUGCUGGCCCUGAGUCUUAUUGCCCCUUAAUUUGGCUCAUGAGAAUUGAGUGCAGUUUUUUUUUUUAAAUCAUUUUUAUUGGUUCAUCAGCAUUAUACAUGACAUGGUAAUACUGCACAAUACAAAUGAUAAAACAUAUGACGUGCAUUGUGCAUGAGUACAUCAUAUGGACAAUGUAUAUAACGUUGUUAUUGUUGUUGUUGUUUAGUCGUUCAGUCAUGUUCGACUCUCCGUGACCAUAUGGACCAUAGCACGCCAGGUAUAUCUGUCAGUCACUGCCCCUCUGAGCUCCAACAACUUCAUGUCUUUGACUUCAGUGACAUGAUCUACCCAUCUCCGUCUCUGUUGUUUCCUUCUUCGUGUCCCUUUAAUCUUUCCCAACAUCAGAGUCUUCUCUAGAGAAUCUUUCCUUCUCAUUAUAUGGCCAAAAUAUUUGAGCUUCAGCCUCAUGAUCAUAGUUUCCAGUAAACAGUUUGUCUUGAUUUCCUGUAGUACGGAUUUAUUGGAUCUUCUUGUAAUCCAAGGGAUUCUAAGCAGUUUUCGCCAACACCACAGUUCAAAGGCAUAAAUUCUACGACGCUCAGCCUUCUUUAUAGUCCAGCUCUCACAUCCAUAUGUUACUACUGGGAAUACCAUAGUUCUGACUAUGCGGACCUUUGUUGAUAGUGUAAUAUCUUUCGUUUUUACCAGAUUGUCCAAGCUUGCCAUAGCUUUCCUCCCCAGAAGCAAACAUCUUUUAAUUUCAUGACCACAGUCACCAUCUGAGGAGAUCUUGGAUCCCAGGAAAAUAAAAUCUGUCACUGCCUUCACUUCUUCCCCAUCUGUUUGCCAUGAUCUUAGUCUUUUUAACAUUAAGCAGCAGUUAAGCAGUUUAUAACAUAUACACAACUAUAUGUCAGUCUUCGGCUAUGACAUUGUUCCAGUUUGAACUUUUUUUUUUUUUUUAAUUGUCAAUGGUGGGGUUGAACAAGGGGAAAUAGUGUUCGAGGGAAAUGCUGGGAAUAUUGGGUGGUGUGAUGGGAGGGGGGCAGUAUGGCUUUCUUUUCCUUUUUUCCUGUAGUACAAACAUUUUGACACACAGACAGAGUGAUCCAUUAAACCACACUGACACAUAGACAGACUAUUCCAUACACACAUACUGACACACAGUGACACAUUCAAAUAUACUGAGACACACGCAUCGAGACCCAUACAAACAUAAUGACAUAUAAACAGAGUGAACCAUACAAACAUAUUGACACACAGUGACCCAUACAAACAUAUUGACACACAGAGGGACCCUUACAAACUUAUCUAGUAAAGACAAAAAUUGGGGGAACACCCGAAACAGGCAUUUCUCAGCAAUAGUGCUGCUGUACAGACCAACAUUUAUAUAUAAUACAGAUUAAGGAACAGCGCACACAUAAAAAUACCAUUUUAAAUGUUAUAAGGCUACUUAAAAUCACCUAUCAGCAAACAAAUAAGGGGAUUCAGUUCCACUAUAUGGCCAUAUUAUGUUAAACCCACCACUACUUUGCAGUACCCCAAUAUCAGUGGUUCCUACACUAAUUACAACGUGGGAGACACAUUAAAUAGUGCUAGUGCUAAAUGAGCUAAAGUGUUUUUAGUAAUCUGUUGUAACACAAUAUGGCCAUUUAGUGUAAAUUAAUCCCCAUAUUUGUUUGCUGAGAUAGGUGAUUUUAAGUAGCCUUUUUUAUGUGUGCGUUGUUCCUUACUCCAUACAAACAUAUUGGCAUACACAAAGAGUGACCCGUAAAAACAUACUGAUACAUACAUAGAGUGGCCCAUACAAACAUACUGACACACUUUGCCCUCAGUUAAGUUGUGUCAUACCAAAAGUGGCUUGAGGCCUCACUGCACCUGGACAAGUCUGGUGAUGCCUGUCCCCCAGCUUAUCUUGCAUUGCCCAUUGUCUUGGCUGCUGGGAUAUAACAUUUAUAUAUCCCCCGCUGCCUUUAACUUUACGAGUAUCGUGAAAGGCCUUUUAUUAUACUUAUUUUCAGUCUGUAUUUACUUGCUAUUACUUUUUUUUUCUCCCUUUAAAGCUCUUCUUCCUUCCAUGAUCAAGAAUGGGCGUGGGCAUAUUGUUGUAAUCAGCAGUGUCCAAGGCAAAAUAAGCAUCCCUUUCCGAUCAGCAUGUAAGUACAUAGCUCCCUAUUAAUUCCCUAUUAAUUUUUUGAAAUUUUAUGAUUCUUGCAAAAUGCACUAAUCUGUCUAAACAAGCACAGUUCAUUAGGUACAGAAGAAAUGCAUAAGUUAUGAAAUAUUUCCUUUCUUCCUUCCCUCCCUCCCCUUCCUUUCCUUCCCUCCCUCCCUCCCUUCCUCCCAUAAAUGGCUCCCUUCCUUUCUCUCCCUCCCUCCCUCCCUCCCAUGAAUGAAACAAUAGGGAGAAGGACAAUAAGAGAAACAAAGGUUUAGGCAAUAUGCCCUAUAUAGAUAAUAAACAAAAUGUAGGGAGAUAAUAAGAGAACCUAUAGAUGAAAGUAUAGGUUGAAUAUAGAUGGACAUGUAUAAAAGAAUAGAACAGAACGGAACAAGGUUUCAGGAAAAUAAGACUUUAGUGAAUCAGCCCCCUCUUGGAAGGAGUACUGAUAAAGUUUGCAAAUAACACCUUGCAAUAUUAGAGGCAAAGUCCAGAUUGGUGUUAUGCAGGUUGAUGUAAAGCUAGUUGGCAGGAUAAAGCAGGAUAGAAGUGUAGGUUAGGCUGGUUUGGAGCAGGUCGGUAUAAAGCUGGUUAGCAGAAUAGAAGUGUAGGUUAGGCUGGUUUGGAGCAGGUCGGUAUAAAGCUGGUUGGCAGGAUAGAAGUGUAGGUUAGGCUGGUUUGAAACAGGUUGGUAUAAAGCUGGUUAGCAGGAUAGAAGCGUAGGUCCACAGGAACAUUUACAGGAGCCAGGAACUGAAGUCUUUCAGGAUGAGCAUCGACUUCAUUGUAAAUGCCAUGUGGCAAGUUGUGUGUAGCCUUUUGUAGCUUCUUGAUUAGUCCAGGCAGGUGAGGAUGACGAACGUGAAAUCAAAGGUUAGUGGUUAGGGAGGCCACUAGUGGUGCAGAUCUGGAACUAGUUAAUAAAGAAACAGGAAUAGACGAACAUAAACUUAGUUGUCAGGAUAGGAUCUUUCUUUCUCUCUUUCUUUCCUUCUUUCUUUCUUUCCUACUUUCUUUCCUUCUUUCAUUCUGAACAAAGGUGUUUCAACUUUUUGGAAUAAAAAUGGGGGAUUUGUAUAGUUUUUAGCAUAUAUUGAUCUAUUAAUGAUUAUAGGAGUAAAUUAGUGCCAUCCUAUGGUCUAUAAUAACUUUUUAAAUGCAUGUUUUGGCAGAUGCUGCUUCCAAACAUGCUACACAGGCAUUCUUUGACUGUCUAAGAGCAGAGAUGGCAGAUACUGAUAUCAACGUUACUGUGAUAAGCCCGGGAUACAUCCAGACAAAUCUGUCUAUGAAUGCAGUAACUGAUGACGGGUCCAAAUAUGGAGGUUUGUUACCACUAGCUGGUUAUUUAAAAUGUUAAAUAAGAAAUUAACAAGGUGAAAUGUUAUAGGUACAACAUUUAAUUGAGGGUUAUGUAUGUCCCCAAAGAAAACAUGCAUGGAAUUUAUUUUGCCUGUUUUCAUUCGGUGUAAUGAAAACUUAAAUGGUUACUCCAAUUACCAUGAACACUUUAGUGAUUUGAACUUUCGUUGUGCAGAAUGACAGCCAUUGGCUGAGGGCAGUCAGUUGUCACUCUCAGUCCAUGAAUGGCAACCACCGUGGCUUCUCCAGCUUUGCAGAAGCUGGAAGCGUGUCACUGGAUCGCCAGGUAGCAUCAGAGCUUGGCAGCAAACCAGGUGAUUAGCAAUUCACUGUUAGCAAACUGUUUUGCAAUUCAGCAACAUUACCAGGGAGUUAGUAAAACCUAGGAAAUUAAAUUCUCAGGCAAUAAUGCUCCUUUCCAUAUGUAAGUUCAUUGUGAGAAAUAAAAUAAUCAGUAGUAAUGUUUGUCCUGCUAAGUGAACAUGUCUCUUUCCUUCACUGUUUAGUAACGGAUAAAAACACAGCUGAAGGAAGAUCACCAGAAGAUGUGGCACAAAUUGUUCUAAGAGCUGUGGGUGAACGAAAAAAGGAAGUCCUGGUGGCUGGAGUGGUUCCUACUUUAGCAGUGUACCUAAGAACUAUUGCCCCUAAAUUAUUCUUUGCUAUAAUGGCAGCAAGAGCCAAGAAGGAAAGGAAGCUGAAGAAUGCAUAGAGUAAUAUAAAGAUAAAGCUAGGGAAAGACUGUGAAAAUGGAAAUGGUAUUACACAUGCACUGUUGCUGGUGGAAGUCGCAAAAUCCUAAUUCCAGAGCUACAGAAAUUGUAGUGCUCAUUGACUUUUGCCAUUCUUUGGAGACUUGACAUUAUCUAAUUUUUGUGAUGCUAGACUUACUCAUAAUUUUGAGAGCCAAUUGAUUUCUAAGAAAUAAAAUGUGAGCUCACAGCAACUGUAGACUCUAGUAUGUUGUCUGGGAUAGCUAACACCAAGUAGUACCAGAAUGGGAAAAAAAAACAUUAUAAUCUUUAAGGCAAUCCACUAUGGGAAUACUUUUUAUUUUAGAUUCCCAUAAUUCAUAGAUCAUGUUUUAUAACCUCGAAGUUAUAAAUUACUAGAAGAUGGUAGGGUAGUGAUUUUUUUUUAACAUGCAUUCUAAAUUUGGUAGAUCUACUUACCUUUGAGAUUUGAAAUUGCAGUGACUCUGUCACGUGCAAACAAACAUAUUUGUAAUUGCAUAAUUUAAUUACAUUUGUUCUUCAGAUUAUUUUUGGAAAAUAUAUUUUGAUAUAUUUAAGGAUUAUUCACCAAUGUGUGUACUGUUGUUAAAGGAACAAUGUAGUGUUAGGAAUACCAAACUGUACCUCUGCACUCUCCCACACACCCUGACCCUACGCUAGUAAUGAAAGGGUUAAAAAUCCUUUAAACACUUACCUGUCUCAAAUGCCGAGGCCCCUCAAUGCUAGAUUGGUCUCCUCCUCUUCCGAACUCAGUGUAAUUCCAGGACCUAAAGCGCAGAUUAAGCCUUCCCCAUGGGAGCUAACCUCCAUGAAACUACAGUAAGCGCCUUUAGUGGCUGUUUGGGAGACAGCCACUAGAAGCAGUCUUAACCUUACAAUGUAAAAAUUGCAGUUUCUGUAAAACUGCAUUGUUUUGCAUUGCAGGGUUAAGGGGACAGGGACACUGCACAAACCACGUCAAUGAGAUGAAGUGGUCUGUGUACCUAUAGUGUCCCUUUAUUUAAAAGUAAAUUUCAUAUCUUAGGUCAAAUCAGCGAAAGUGGACAAAUUCUCUAGGACAGCUACGUUUUGUUUUCAUAGUCUGUGUUUGUUGUGUGGGUGUGGGUGUGUGUGUAUGUGUGAGGAAAGUCCCGAACGGGGACUGAAACGUUGACGCUGUCUAGCAUCAUAUUCAUUUUUUUAUGUGAAGAUUAAAAGCUAAGUUUUACGAAGACUGUGAGCGCAGACCAUCACUUUGAUUAUUUUUUUUGUAUACCAAUGACCUUGGUAUGGCAUCCGGCAUAUAUGGCAAUACUACAUUUAACCUGUGUGCAGGGAAAUUCUGGAUCUGUAUAUAUCUACACAUACACACACACACACUAAGGACAGUCUCUAUUCUUAAGAGAAUCUCAAAGUACUAUCCUAUCCACAGCUUAUUUGCAGACGUUUGUAUACGUGCUAUUUAUAGAGCCUCUUCUUUUAGAAUAAGUAGCUUGGGGAAGGAUAGAAUGAGACUAUAGACUAAAGACUGCUGAGUAAAAUAGGACCUUUAAAUAAUGAUUCUAAAAAUAACAACUAUUCCUGUCUCCUAAAAGCUUCUAUUCACUUUUCCAAAUACAGAAGUCGAGUAUAUCAGACUGGCACCACUUCUUUUAGAAUACGUAGCUUGGGGAAGGACAGUAUGAGACUGUAUAGACUACAGACUGCUGCGUAAAAUAGUACCUUCAAAUAAUGAUUCGGAAAAUAACAACCAUUCUUGUCUCCUAAAAGCUUCUAUUCACAGCAGACUAGCCCCACUCAUACAGGUCUAGAGAAUUCAAAGUGAAUUUAACAUUUAAGGCCAAAGUAGCCAGACUAAAUCAGCAUAUAGCUGAUUAAGAGAAUCUUUUUCUAUUUUGAUUUUUUGUAUUUAAAGGGUUACUCCAACCACUAUGACCACUUCUACUUUUACUUUUUUUAUUUUUAUUUUUUAAUUCUUUAUUUCAUCCAUUCCAUAUGUGUUACAUCAACGGUUUAUAGAAUAGCAAAUAAAUCACAGUUAAAUCAGUACGAUAUCGUAGUUUCACAUAAAGAGGCAUAUAGAAUGGGUUUUUAUAAAAUUAAAUUAAAACAUGAGGCAAUAAGAGAUAACUGGCUAGUAAAGCCCUUCGCAAGGGGAAGAUGGAAUCAGUGCCAACUCAGGUAGACUAAAAUCCUCGUAGGGCUACACCCUCCCGGUUCUAUAGUGGUGGGCUAAGGAAACUUUAUCAAAUAUUUUGGGGAGGGAGAGGAAAUCGGAGGGGAAUAUGCAGAAACACACAAAUAGAUCAGAGCUAAUAUAUCAGAAUAAAGGCAGCAAC